Molecule: messenger RNA, 55387 nt
Organism: Coregonus sp. 'balchen'
Lineage: Eukaryota; Metazoa; Chordata; Actinopteri; Salmoniformes; Salmonidae
Source: the annotation of a GenBank genome assembly
AUGGACGGUAGCACCUCUAACUCAUAUGGCCACAACAGAUUAUUUGAAGUCUGUAUCCCCGCUUUGCUCUUCUCUCACUCCAUCCUUUCUCCCUCCUUUCGCCCUCCCUCUCAAGGACCUUGGAGGUCUCCCCAGCGCCCAGCCUUCAUCAUGAGGAUGAUGAUGUCCUUCCUGGUUGGACUUCUGGUCCAUGUAGUUUUCUUCAUCUCUAUGUUUGACAUCUACUUCACGUCGCCCCUGGUCCACGGCAUGGCCCCCCAGGCCCCCCCCCCCCCAGGUGUCCCCCCCAGGUGUCCCCCCUGCCUCCUGCAUGGUGCUGGUGGUUACAGGGCAGACAGCCUCUAUUAGCCUGAUGGCAAUGGAUCCACCAGGGCUCCUUUCUUAAGGUGACUGAGCUCUCCUUCAGAUGAACUCGCUGUGUGGAAGUGUGUGUGUGUGUAUGGUUUGUGGGAUGGGGGUGGCCAGGUAGUGUGUGUGGUGAGUGUGUUAGAGAGAGAGAAAGAAAGAGAGAAAUAAAUAAUAUAUGUUUGCUUGUGUGUAUGCAUUAUUUCUCAAAAAGUGUGUGUGUUCAAUCAGGCGUGUGAUAGAGGAGAGGGGAAGUUGUGGUGUGUCACACUUGCGUUCCCACGGAGUCUCGGCCCGGCCACGUUGCUCUGAUCGCUGGGUUCUAUGAAGAUAUCAGCGCUGUCGCUAAAGGUCUGUGUGUGUACAGUGAGAUGGUAUGGGGUUGGUUUGUGUGGGACUGUCAGUGACUUACUGUUUAAAAAAAAACUAAUGCUGAGUUUAUCAUCUUUCUCUGUGUGUGUGUGUGUGUGUGUAUGUGUGUGUGUGUGUGUGUGUGCGUAGGCUGGAAGGAGAACCCAGUGAUGCAUGUUUAUCAAUAAUUAGAAGAAGCAAUUUCAUAAGUGCAGCUUCUGGAUGCACCUUAUUAAUCACAUCAGACCAACACAUUUUAAACAUCAUCCACAUAAUAGUCACAUCAAAAUCUUUUGUAUGAUCUCAUAUACAUUAUUUUAGGCCCAGCUUUUGGAAGAUUCCUGGAUAUAGCCACUAUAUUGUGAUCACUGCAUCCAAUGGGUACGGAUACAGCUUUGAUACAUGUGGAUGAUCUUGUUCCUGUGGUGUUUAUAAACAUCCUGGUAGGUUGAUUAAUAACCUGAACCAGAUUACAGGCACAGCUUGAUGAAAACCAGGCAAUAUCCAGGUCCCCAAGAAAUUAGACCUCUCUGUUUACAUCACAUACACUAUCAAGCAUUUCACACAUAUGAUUUAGAUACUGACUGUUAGCACUUGGUGGCCUAUAGCAACACCCCAAAAUAAAAGGCUUUAGAUGUGCCAGAUGAACCUGCAACCACAACACUUCAAUAACACUUCACAUAAGAUCUUCUCUACAUAUUACAGGGAUAUGGCUCUGAAUAUAUACAGCAACACCUCCCCCAUAACCAUUCCUGUCUCUUCUGUAGAUGUUAUAUCCUUGUAUUGCUACUGCUGUAUCAUCAAAUGAAUUAUCUAAGUGGGUCUCAGAAAUGGCUAAUAUAUUAAUGUUAUCUGAUGUUAGCAAGUUAUUGAUUUCAUUAACCUUAUUUCUAAGGCUACAUAUAUUAAUAUGGGCUAUUUUCAGCUCUUUCCAGGGUAGCUUCUCAGAGAUAGACAUAAUAUGGAAAAGAACAAACAAAGCAAGAUAAAAAUAUAUACAUUCAGCAGUCCUUUAAUCAAUUGGUGUGUGUGUGUGCUGCGGGGUUGAAGCUACAAACCCAUAGGCUUGGCUCUCUCAUCCGUUCCAGGCUUUUGGGAGGGAAGGUGGACAAUGAGCCUGUCAUAGCGGAUGUAAGCAAUGUCCCCAUGCGCUCUGGCAGUUCUAUAUCGUGGAGCUCCGCCCCAUAGGGGAGCUCUGCUCCUAUUGGUUUACCCUCUGCCCUAAGGCAGCAUCAGCCUGAGACAAAAUUAUGCACUUAUAAUUAUGCCUUAUAAUGAGCACACCUGGAGAUUUUCCACCCCCAAAAGCUAUUUUCAGAGCUCAAUGCCGAUGCUCCUCCAUGGCGGCUGUAGACUCCCACGACAUGUGUUUCGUGUGUUUGGGUUCUCAGCAUGCCAAAGAGGGCAUCAGCAAUCCCCCUAACUGUGCCUCCUGCGCCCUCCUUUCUGUAAAGGAGAGGAAGCAGCGUUGGCCGUUUUUCAGGGAGGAUAUUCCUCUAGAGGACGUGCUGUCGGUGUUAGCCUCUGCUUCAGAGGCGUCAUCGGACUGCGCCGACUCAGGAGAUGAUGGGGAUUAUGAGGAAGAGACGGGUGUUCCGAUGGAACAAUCCGACCCCCUGUCUCAUACGUUCAAGCCCCCCUUUCCCUUGGAGAGUGAGAGGGCUUGCAGUUCCCUUGGCGAUGACGACACAGGCUCUGAGAGGUCAGAAACCUUGUCUUUCGCUGCAGCCUCUCUGAGGUCGGACUUUCCCGGACUCAUUGAGAGGGCUGCCAGACGUCUGGAGAUAGCGCUGCCCCCUAUUCCCUCCGCACCGGAGGUGGAUUUAAUGGAGGGCGGCCCCUAUUCCCGGCCAAGGAGAGCGGCAGAGCCACUGGCUCCAGCAAUGCCCUCAUUGGCUAAGUACGUCGAGGGCUCAUGGGAGGCACCUCUAGCGGCGCGUUCGCCGGCUAGAUCGUACCUCCCAGUCACUAGAGUGGAGGGAAGAUACCAGGGCCUUUCAAAGGGAAUCCCCAGGUUAGAGAGCGCCAUGGCUGCGUACCUCGUACCGGAUUCGAGUCCCUGGCCCUCUUCCAAGAAGGCCACCUUGCCAUCGCAAAAGGACCGUUUCACAGCGCAGCUGUUAGAAAAGUCCUUUACUUUGGGAGCCCAAGCUGUAGCAGCAGCUAAUAACAUUGCCCUCUUGGCAGCCGCUCCAGAAGUUGCAGAAGGGUUAUGCCAUCCAAUUCCAUCGGACCCCACCCCCAUUCAGGGAAGUGGUGGAGAUGGUGAUGAAAACGCCCGAAAAAGUGGCCGCUCUGGUUUCAGAGAUUACGGAACUUUUGGCGAAGGAGGCGGUCACAGUAGUUCCCCAGGAGCAAAGGAACAGAGGGCUGUAUUCGCCCUACUUCCUGGUGCCCAAAAAGACGGGGGGAAUGAGGCCGAUAUUGGAUUUACACAUUCUCAACGAGAGCGUAACCAAACGGCCCUUCCGAAUGCUCACGACAAAACGUCUACUGGAAUGUGUCCAGAAAGGAGACUUUUGUACAAGCAUACACCUAAAGGACGCGUACUUUCAUGUGCCAGUGCAGCCACGUCACAGGAAGUUUCUGCGAUUCGCCUUUCAAGGGGUGGCGUACGAAUACACAAGGAUGCCAUUCGGGUACGCCCUGGCACCUCGCACGUUUUCCAAGUGUGUGGAGGCGGCAUUGGAACUGUUGCGUCGUCAGGGAAUAAGGCUACUAGCCUACCUAGACGACCUACUGGUUCUCGCCCCGUCAGCAGAGCUGGCAUUCACUCACACGACACAGACAGUGAUUCAUCUCACACGUCUGGGGUUCGCUGUGAAUUGGAAAAAGAGCGCCCCCUGGCCCAGUCAUCAGAAUGUCUACCUGGGAUUGCAGCUAGACACUGUAAAGAUGAGGGCUCGAAUUUCGGACCCUCGAAGGGUAGCCUUGUUGCUAGCCCUGAGGAAGUGUCGUCCGAAUCACACGGUAACGGCGCUGUCGGUCAUGUCACUUUUGGGUCUCAUGUCGUCAGCCCAUUCCGUGGUUCCGCUGGGACUCCUGCGCAUGCGCAGGAUGCAGCGAUGGUUCGCCCAACUAGGACUAGACCCAGUGCGUCAACGUCAUCGGUUGGUGGUGGUUCCCCUCUCGCUCAGUGCAGAUCUGAACUAUUGGAGAAACCUGCGCGUUCUCACGCACGGAGUCCCGAUAGGCAAAGUGUCCUCCUACAUUCCAGUGUUUACAGAUGCCUCUCUGACUGGAUGGGGAGGGACAUGUCAGACCCAAGCGAUAGGAGGUGUGUGGCCUCUUUCGAGUCGCCACAUCAACCUCUUGGAGUUGGAAACGGUUCGACUGGUUCUGACCCACUUCGCAUCUACCCUUCAGGGGUCGCGAUGUGUUGGUCUGGUCAGACAACCGGACCACAGUAGCUCACAUAAAUCGCCAGGGAGGAGUCAGGUCUCCUGCUCUCCACUGGGCGGCAGAGGAAUUGUGGCUGUGGGCUCACGAGCACCUUCGCUCAUUGAGAGCAGCACACAUUCCGGGCUACUUUGAACGUAGGAGCAGACCUCAUGUCGCGAGGGGUUCCUCGAGACGACGAGUGGUUUCUGCAUCCGGACAUUGUUCUCAAAAUUUUUGCGCACCACCCGUGGUCGAGAGUUGUCCCUCCGCUGUCCUGCAUUCUCCCACUGUUAGCCAGGGUGAGAUCAGGAGGGCUGUCAAUAAUAUUGAUAGCCCCCGAUCGCCCAGGGGCUCCAUGGUUUGCGGAGAUGAGUCAGAUGUUGAUUGCGCCACCUUGGCCAAUUCCACAUCGACGGGACACAUUGUCUCAGGUGGGGGGUUCGAUAGGGCAAUUGCCCAUAAUCUGCCAACCACUGAAGGCUUGGCUCCUGAGAGGGAUAGGCUAGAGCGCCGUGGGUUAUCUGAUGCAGUGAUCAGGACCAUACAGGGUUCACGUGCCAGUUCCACUUCCAGGAUGUAUGCCAGUAGAUGGAACGUCUUUUCACAGUGGUGUGUCACACAGGGUGUAGACCCCAUGAGCUGUCAGGUUGAGAGUGUUCUCUCUUUCCUGCAGUUUAUGUUUGAUAAGCAGCGAUCGCCCGCCACCAUUAAGGUGUUUGCAGCGGCGAUUUCAGCUUGUCACGAAGGGUUUGGCAGAGACAAUGUCUUCAGCCACCCUCUAGUGAAACGUUUCUUAUUGGGAACACGGCGGCUUAGGCCAAUGCCUAGAGCCACGCUUCCUCAGUGGGAUUUGGCUUUGGUACUCGAAGCGCUAUGUAAGUCGCCGUUCGAGCCAUUGAAUCAAAUACCCCUCAAGAUGCUGUCUAUGAAGAUGGCACUGUUGCUCGCUUUGACUACUGCUAAGCGUGUCAGUGAUUUGUGUGCUCUUUCGACGAGACCCGACUGCCUUGCCAUUAAUGGCGAUCUGAGCAGAGCGGUGUUACGUCCUAACCUGGCAUUUGUGCCGAAGGUUAUUAAGAACUCAUAUAGGUCACAGACCGUGGAGCUAUGGGCUUUUUCUCCCCCUCCUCAUAAGGAGAGGAGUGAGGAAAGGCUCCAUCGCCUGUGCCCAGUGCGCGCUUUGGCGUGUUACGUUGAGCGCACAGCAGCGAUUAGGUCAUUGCCUCAGUUGUUUGUGUGUCACGGUGCGGCUGCACUAGGUAGACCACUUUGAAAACAGCGUUUGUCUCAUUGGCUUUGCGAAGGCAUUGAGACAGCUUAUGAGGCAGCGGGGCGACAAUUGCCUCAGGGUAUAAGAGCUCACUCCACGCGUGGAGUAGCGGCUUCUACUGCCCUUUUCAGAGGAACAGGGGUAGAGGAUAUAUGUGCAGCGGCGUCAUGGUCGUCACCGUCUCCAUUUAUCCGUUUCUAUCUCUUGGAUAUGUCUUCUAACUCUUUGGCUCAGUCUGUACUCAGCGUGGCUGAGGGGAGGACUUGAGCUAGGAGAGAGGAAUGCAGGACUGAGGAGACAGGUCUCUUUCAGGUCCGCUUCUGAUGGAAGGACAUAUUUGUAUGAUGAGGGAUGAUAGUAGUAACCUUGGUUACGGUAAUAAUAAUAAUAAUAAUAUGCCAUUUAGCAGACGCUUUUAUCCAAAGCGACUUACAGUCAUGUGUGCAUACAUUUUUACGUAUGGGUGGUUCCGGGGAUCGAACCCACUAUCUUGGCGUUACAAGCGCCAUGCUCUACCAAUUGAGCUACAGAGUACCACACGGUACUAUUUGACCGGUCAUGACAAUUUUGACGGAAUGUGACGUCAUCUAUCUGCUUGUUCAGAUUAGUAUGAGUCAUGUUCUGGGAUCUGCCCACUAAUCUCUGGGGUUCCAUUGAUUGAGUGAGGCGGCCUACCGUGUACGCAAUGUAGAGUGACACUUUGUGUCAUUCCAUUAGUGGUCGGUAUGAUUGUGACAGGAUAUUGAGGUACCAUCUAUCUGCUAGUACAGAUUAGUAUGGCCCGUAUUCUGGUGAUCUGCCCACUAGUCACGGGUGUUGCCAUUGGACUAGGUGGGGCGGGUUUUUAACCGAUGACGCAGUAUAUUGUGACACUUGUAUUGUCAUACAGUGGUUGCAGUACUGCGGGAAUUGGUUGCAUCCAUUGCUAGGCCUGACCUUUUCGUUUCGAUGGGAAGUGUUGGGCUCGGCAGGGAGUACAUUUUGGAGCGCUACGCUCCGCCUUAAACCAAUAGGAGCAGAGCUCCCCCAUGGGGCGGAGCUCCACGAUAUAGAACGAUUAGUUACCGGAGUGUAACUCCAGUUCUAUGAGUGGAGCAGAGCCCCAUAGGACUUAAGGCCCUGCCGACCCUCUCUAGUCUCGCUGAAGAUAAAUAUCUCGGGAGGCUGAUUGAGGGGAGGCAUCCCCUCUUAUAGGGACACCUGUACUCCUAUUGGCUGCAGGUGUGUGCAUAAUUUUGUCUCAGGCUGAUGCUGCCUUAGGGCAGAGGGUGAACCAAUAGGAGCAGAGCUCCCCUAUGGGGCUCCGCUCCACUCAUAGAACUGGAGUUACACUCCGGUAACUAUCGUUUUCAUGGCUGGGAUAAGUUCUUUCCUCUUCUGGCGCACAGCUUCAGGAAAGUCCUCGUUGAGGAAGAUAUACGUUCCUCUCAAGCUCUUGGCUCUUUAAUCAGGUGGUGUGUGUAACUGUGUGUGUGUGUGCUGCGGGGUUGAAGAUACGAACCCAUUGACUCGCUCAUCCCUUGCAGGCUUUUGGGAGGGAGGGUGGACAAUGAGCCUGUCAUAGCAAUGUAAGCAAUGUCCCCACGCGCUCUGGCAGCUUUCAUGCCUGGGAUAUGUACUUUUCCUCUUCUUGGGCACAGGGAUGAUCAGUCGUUCUACCUGUAUAACACUGUCAUAAUGCUGACAUGAUGUUGAUGUCUCUAUUGGUGUCUCUGUGUCAGAGUGGCCUCCUCACCAAUGUAUCCUCACAGCAUCUGGCCCUGACUGAUGACGUCACAACCACGUAUUUCCUCUGUGUGUUGAAAAUAGUCAGAAAGCAACAGUGAUCUGUUCCCCAGUAUGAGGCUAGAUGUGUGUUACAGGCAGACAUAGCACCUCUGAUGUCAUCUCUUAUUGGAGUACCUCCAUCUCAACUCUGUGGUGAGUCACCCACAUCCCAUAACAGUAUCUUUGUAAUACCAUAAUCAACAGAAACAUAUGAUCAGAAAUGCUGUUAUACAGUAACUACUAUCUGUACUGUGGUUACUGCUCUGAGAUGCAAAAUAAAAUGUAUGUGCAGACGAUAAGGUAUAAUCUCAUGUAAUAAACUCAGCAAAAAAGAAACUUCCCUUUUUCAGGACCCUGUCUUUCAAAGAUUAUUUGUAAAAAUCCAAAUAACUUCACAGAUCUUCAUUGUAAAGGGUUUAAACACUGUUUCCCAUGCUUGUUCAAUGAACCAUAAACAAUUAAUGAACAUGCACCUGUGGAACGGUCGUUAAGACACUAACAGCUUACAGACGGUAGGCAAUUAAGGUCACAGUUAUGAAAAAUUAGGACACUAAACAGGCCUUUCUACUGACUCUGAAAAACACCAAAAGAAAUAUGCCCAGGGUCCCUGCUCAUCUGCGUGAACGUGCCUUAGGCAUGCUGCAAGGAGGCAUGAGGACUGCAGAUGUGGCCAGGGCAAUAAAUGGUAAUGUCCGUACUGUGAGACACCUAAGACAGCGCUACAGGGAGACAGGACGGACAGCUGAUCGUCCUCGCAGUGGCAGACGACGUGUAACAACACCUGCACAGGAUUGGUACAUCCGAACAUCACACCUGCGGGACAGGUACAGGAUGGCAACAACAACUGCCCGAGUUACACCAGGAACGCACAAUCCCUCCAUCAGUGCUCAGACUGUCCGCAAUAGACUGAGAGAGGCUGGACUGAGGGCUUGUAGGCCUGUUGUAAGGCAUGUCCUCACCAGACAUCACCAGCAACAACGUCGUCUAUGGGCACAAACCCACCGUCGCUGGACCAGACAGGACUGGCAAAAAGUGCUCUUCACUGACGAGUCACAGUUUUGUCUCAACAGGGGUGAUGGUCGGAUUCGCAUUAGUCGUCGAAGGAAUGAGCGUUACACCGAGGCCUGUACUCUGGAGCGGGAUCGAUUUGGAGGUGGAGGGUCCGUCAUGGUCUGGGGCGUUGUGUCACAGCAUCAUCGGACUGAGCUUGUUGUCAUUGCAGGCAAUCUCAACGCUGUGCGUUACAGGGAAGACAUCCUCCUCCAUCAUGUGGUACCCUUCCUGCAGGCUCAUCCUGACAUGACCCUCCAGCAUGACAAUGCCACCAGCCAUCCUGCUCGUUCUGUGCGUGAUUUCCUGCAAGACAGGAAUGUCAGUGUACUGCCAUGGCCAGUGAAGAGCCCGGAUCUCAAUCCCAUUGAGCACGUCUGGGACCUGUUGGAUCGGAGGGUGAGGGCUAGGGCCAUUCCCCCCAGAAAUGUCCGGGAACUUGCAGGUCCCUUGGUUGAAGAGUGGGGUAACAUCUCGCAGCAAGAACUGGCAAAUCUGGUGCAGUCCAUGAGGAGGAGAUGCACUGCAGUACUUAAUGCAGCUGGUGGCCACACCAGAUACUGACUGUUACUUUUGAAUUUGACCCCCUAUUUGUUCAGGGACACAUUAUUCAAUUUCUGUUAGUCACAUGUCUGUGGAACUUGUUCAGUUUAUGUCUCAGUUGUUGAAUCUUGUUAUGUUCAUACAAAUAUAUGUUAAGUUUGCUGAAAAUAAACACAGUUGACAGUGAGAGGACGUAUCUUUUUUUGCUGAGUUUAUAACCUCUCAAUAGGGGCAGUGUGUGUGAUGUAGGGAAUUGGAGUAUUGCUCUAACUUGGCAGAGAACCACCUGUUUUGAACCCCACCUGUUUAGCUAAAAAAAUAUAUAUAUAUAUAUUAUAUUUAUUUUGUUGCCUGUUUUGCAUGUUAUUUUGGCAUUAAUUCAUGUCACGUACAGUUGAAGUCGGAAGUUUACAUACACUUAGGUUGGAGUAAUUAAAACUCGUUUUUCAACCACUCCACAAAUUUCUUGUUAACAAACUAUAGUUCUGGCAAGUCGGUUAGGACAUCUACUUUGUGCAUGACACAAGUAAUUUUUCCAACAAUUGUUUACACAAUUCCAGUGGCUCAGAAGUUUACAUACACUAAGUUGACUGUGCCUUUAAACAGCUUGGAAAAUUCCAGAAAAUGAUGUCAUGGCUUUAGAAGCUUCUGAUAGGCUAAUUUACAUAAUUUGAGUCAAUUGGAGGUGUACCUGUGGAUGUAUUUCAAGGCCUACCUUCAAACUCAGUCCCUCUUUGCUUGACGUCAUGGGGAAAUCUAAAGAAAUCAGCCAAGACCUCCAAAAAAUAAUUGUAGACCUCCACAAGUCUGGUUCAUCCUUGGGAGCAAUUUCCAAACGCCUGAAGGUACCACGUUCAUCUGUACAAACAAUAGUACGCAAGUAUAAACCCCAUGGGACCACGCAGCCGUCAUACCGCUCAGGAAGGAGACACGUUCUGUCUCCUAGAGAUUAAUGUACUUUGGUGAGAAAAGUGCAAAUCAAUCCCAGAACAACAGCAAAGGACCUUAUGAAGAUGCUGGAGGAAGCAGGUACAAAAGUAUCUAUAUCCACAGUAAAACAAGUCCUAUAUCGACAUAACCUGAAAGGCCGCUCAGCAAGGAAGAAGCCACUGCUCCAAAACCGCCAUAAAAAAGCCAGACAACGGUUUGCAACUGCACAUGGGCACAAAGAUUGUACUUUUUGGAGAAAUGUCCUCUGGUCUGAUGAAACAAAAAUAGAACUGUUUGGCCAUAAUGACCAUCGUUAUGUUUGGAGGAAAAAGGGGGUUGCUUGCAAGCCAAAGAACACCAUCCCAACCGUGAAGCACGGGGGUGGCAGCAUCAUGCUGUGGGGGUGCUUUGCUGCAGGAGGGACUGGUGCACUUCACAAAAUAGAUGGCAUCACGAGGAUGGAAAAUUAUGUGGAUAUAUUGAAGCAACAUCUCAAGACAUCAGUCAGGAAGUUAAAGCUUGGUCACAAAUGGGUCUUUCAAAUGGACAAUGACCACAAGCAUACGUCCAAAGUUGCGGCAAAAUGGCUUAAGGACAACAAAGUCAAGGUAUUGGAGUGGCCAUCACAAAGCCCUGACCUCAAUCCUAUAGAGCAUUUGUGGGCAGAACUGAAAAAGCUUGUGCGAGCAAGGAGGCCUACAAACCUGACUCAGUUACACCAGCUCUGUCAGGAGGAAUGGGCCAAAAUUCACCCAACUUAUUGUGGGAAGCUUGUGGAAGGCUAGCCGAAACGUUUGACCCAAGUUAAACAAUUUAAAGGCAAUGCUACCAAAUACUAAUUGAGUGUAUGUAAACUUCUGACCCACUGGGAAUGUGAUGAAAGAAAUACAAGCUGAAAUAAAUAAUUCUCUCUACUAUUAUUCUGACAUUUCACAUUCUUAAAAUAAAGUGGUGAUCCUAACUGACCUAAGACAGGGCAUUUUUACUAGGAUUAAAUGGCAGGAAUUGUGAAAAACAGAGUUUAAAUGUAUUUGGCUAAGGUGUAUGUAAACUUCCGACUUCAACUGUAUCAGUUUGCAAACAAUGUAAUUUUUUAAAUAAUUGAGUUAAUAAAGUUGUAUACAAACAUGGUCUCUUUUUUGCUUUCUUGAGUCAGGUAGCUCCAAAAUGCAGGUGUUUCAGCCUAGCUUAGUGCUUUCUGUGGUGGUGGGGCAGCCAGCGGAAAAUAUGGAGCGUAGGGGUUGGUAAUGUUCUCUAGUUGUGCCGUGAUUGGCUCAGUGUUCUGUCACUCAUGGGGACACUGUGUAGCAGCAAAAUCUACGGGGAGAGCUCGGAAUUCAAGCCCCUUAGGUGCUGCCAUAGAGUUACAUUAGAAGUGCCCAUCCAAGAAGGCUCAAGGUUAUUGGCCACAGAUUAAAUUAACACAAAUCACGUUAUAUCUACCGUAGCUUUGAUUGGGCUGUCAACAUGUCAUCAUGUCAACAUCAUACUUUCCAAAAUUAGCUUGCAAGCUAGACAAGCAGUCAUCAUCAUGAAUCAAGUCGACAAUCUACUGGCAAAUCCUUUUCAAUACUGGCUAGCAAGCUAGACAACCAGUCAUCAUCAUGAAUCAAGUCGACAAUCUACUGGCAAAUCCGGUGCUCAUCGGCCAUUGGACAUAAACAUCACACAACAAGUUGGAAAUCGCAAAUUCAACAAUGAGUGGUUUGGAAGGAAUCCGUGGCUAACUGCAAGUGUUGCCAAGCAAUCACUAGCCUGCUAUUCAGUGGAGUGGGUGUGUGGUCCAAGUCUGGGUUUAAGGGUCUCUUUUCCAAGCUUAAAAAUAUAAACAUUCACAUGCAACACAAUGGGCCAGAAAAGGUUGACUACAUUGACCACGCUGUCAAUCCAGCAAAGUGUUUAUUUUGAUGAUAUCAACCUUACAAAUGUGUGUGUGUUUCAGGUUUGGAACCCUAAUAGACCUGGUUCAGUUCGUACAGUUCCCUCCCACUGUGUAAAUGCUUUGGCUACUUUGUCCUGGUCACAUUUGGGAUUUAACUUCUGGUUAGCAGCCAUCAUACAGCAACCAUUUCACUGAGGGCUCAAUUCAAUGGAAUCUGCAUUUCUGCUGGAGCUCUUGUAAAGAUCUGCUCCUGUGUCUGUCUCCCCCAGGUGGUGAGUUUCUUCCAUUGGGCCAUGCUGACUGUAAGCCUGUGGGUUCUCUCUGUCUGGCCCCUCCUCUCUGGCCUCUACAGAAAGGCCAAAGUAAGACUAGGAGUGGCUUGUUGUUCUUAGCUAGUCCCGUAUUUAGCCCCUCUUCUUUGGCCUUUACAGCAAGUUCAAGGUAAAACUAGAAGUGGGUUGUAGUUCUUAACCCCUUCCCCUUUGAUGUGCACAAAUCUGAAAAGACUGGAUAAGUGCAAGCAAUAUGGCAGGAGUACGAAGCACUACUGUAAAAUAUAAAUGUUUAAUUUCUCUCUAUCUCUAUCUAUCAAUUCAAUUUCAAUUCAAUUUCAAUUUCAAUUUAAGGGCUUUAUUGGCAUGGGAAACGCAUGUUAACAUUGCCAAAGCAAGUGAAGUAGAUAGUAAACAAAAGUGAAAUCAACAAUAAAUAUUAACAGUAAACAUUACACUCAGAAGUUUCAAAAGAAUAAAGACAUUUCAAAUGUCAUAUUAUGUAUAUAUACAGUGUUGUAACAAUGUGCAAAUAGUUAAUGUACAAAUGGGAAAAUAAAUAAACAUAAAUAUGGGUUGUAUUUACAAUGGUGUUUGUUCUUCACUGGUUGCCCUUUUCUUGUGGCAACAGGUCACAAAUCUUGCAGCUGUGAUGGCACACUGUGGUUUUUCACCCAGUAGAUAAGGGAGUUUAUCAAAAUUGGGUUUGUUUUCGAAUUCUUUGUGGAUCGCUGUAAUCUGAGGGAAAUAUGUGUCUCUAAUAUGGUCAUACAUUUGGCAGGAGGUUAGGAAGUGCAGCUCAGUUUCCACCUCAUUUUGUGGGCAGUGUGCACAUAGCCUGUCUUCUCUUGAGAGCCAGGUCUGCCUACGGCGGCCUUUCUCAAUAGCAAGGCUAUGCUCACUGAGUCUGUACAUAGUCAAAGCUUUCCUUAAGUUUGGGUCAGUCACAGUGGUCAGGUAUUCUGCCACUGUGUACUCUCUGUUUAGGUCCAAAUAGCAUUCUAGUUUGCUCUGUUUUUUUGUUUGUUCUUUCCAAUGUGUCAAGUAAUUCUCUUUUUGUUUUCUCAUGAUUUGGUUGGGUCUAAUUGUGUUGUUGUUGUUGUUGUUGUUGUUGUUGUUGUUGUCCUGGGGCUGUGUGGGGUCUGUUUGUGUUUGUGAACAGAGCCCCUGGACAAGCUUACUUAGGGGACUCUUCUCCAAGUUAAUCUCUCUGUAGGUGAACUAUCUCUCUCUCUCUCUCUCCUCUCUCUCUCUCUCUCUCUCUCUCUCUCUCCUCUCUCCUCUCCUCCUCUCUCUCUCUCUCUCUCUCUCUCUCUCUCUCUCUCUCUCUCUCUCCUCUCUCCUCUCUCUCUCUCUCUCAGCCACCUUCCUAGUAUUGAGUACUGGGUAAGAGAUAGUCACCCCUGACAGCCACCUUCCUAGUAUUGAGUACUGGGUAAGAGAUAGUCAUCCCUCACAGCCACUUUCCUAGUACUGAGUACUGGGUAAGAGAUAGUCACCCCUGACAGCCACCUUCCUAGUAUUGAGUACUGGGUAAGAGAUAGUCAUCCCUGACAGCCACCUUCCUAGUAUUGAGUACUGGGUAAGAGAUAGUCAUCCCUGACAGCCACCUUCCUAGUAUUGAGUACUGGGUAAGAGAUAGUCAUCCCUCACAGCCACCUUCCUAGUACUGAGUACUGUACUGGUUCUGACCUUUCUGCCUGUCCUGACCCUGAGCCUGCCUGCCGUCCUGGACCUGCCUGACUCUGACCUGGAUUACGAACCUCUGCCUGCCGUCUCUCUCUCCAUCCCUCUCUCCUCUUCUCUAUUUAUCCAGCAUUUCUUCUUCCUAGUAUGGGAUUAUGGGUGCUGGCUGGACAUUGGCACCAGGUAGGACCCAGGAGAGAGACCAGGGGUUGGAACACAAAUGAUUUUUCAAUGGUGUAGUUCUGAAAAGAAGCACUCUUUUUUUCGUUCCAUACCACUGUUCUGACCAGCAAAAUAAAGUUCUGUACCGGGUCGAACCCACAAAAAGUACUGGUUUAUAUUGUUCCUUUCUGUUCCUUUUUUAAUCAGUAAAAUCAACCAGUUUUUUACAUUUAGCUCAUUCAAUUACUUCACCAAUCAGUGUGGAUAGAGCAGGCAAGCUAGUUGUUUACAUGCGUGAUGGACAGACAAGUGUACCCUAUGGCGCAAGAUGCGACUGACAUUUUGCGGGUUGGGAAGAAAGCGAGAGAGGGUUGAGGAGGAGGCUUGAAGCUCUGGGCAUCUUGUUAUGACAUACAUUAUCUGAAUUAGGUCCACAUAAUUAUACCUUGGAGGAGUGGCUUCUAUGGAGGAACUUUGAAUGUCCUUUGAGCUAGCUAGCUAACAAGCUUGAGCUAUCCUGAACAAAAAUAUAAACGCAACAUGUAAAGUGUUGGUCACAUGCUUCAUGACCUGAAAUAAAAGAUCCCAGAAAUUUUCCAGAAGCACAAAAAGCUUAUUUCUGUCAAAUUCUGUGCACAAAUUUGUUUACAUCCCUGUUAGUGAGCAUUUUUCCUUUGCCAAGAUAAUCCAUCCACCUGACAGGAGUGGCAUAUCAAGAAGCUAAUUAAACAGCAUGAUCAUUACACAAGUGCACCUUGUGCUGGGAACAAUAAAAUGACACUCUAAAAUGUGCAGUUUGGCAUUAAUUCCAACUGGCCUCACAACCACCACAUGUUACCACGCCAGCCUAGGACCUCCACAUCCGGUUUCUUCAACUGUGGGUUUGCACAACCAAAGAAUUUCUGCAUAAACUGUCAGAAACCAUCUCAGGGAAGCUCAUCUUUCAGUUCAGUUUCUGUUCCCUGAACCGGUUCAGAGGAGGCUGGUGGGGGAUAUAUAUAGGAGGAUGGGCUCAUUGUAGCAAAUGGAAAUGUGUCUGAUACGUCUCCAUUCAUUCCACUGCAUGCUGUAGUACUUCUGGCCACACACACACACACACCCACACACACACCCACACACACACACACACACACACAAACACACACACAUACACCCUUACCCUGUGUAUCUCUCUGUGUCCAGUAUCAGACACUAUGUGAUUGUGAUGUCCAUGACCAUCUUCCUGAUGCUGCUGAGUCUGAUAACCCACUUCCUCACCCUGUGUGUUAGUCUGUCUCUCUGUGUGUGUGUUAGUCUCUCUCUCUCUCUCUCUCUCUCUCUCUCUCUCUCUCUCUCUCUCUCUCUCUCUCUCUCUCUCUCUCUCUGUCCUCUCUCUCUCUCUCUCUCUCUCUCUCUCUGUCUCUCUCUCUCUCUCUCUCUCUCUCUCUCUCUCUCUCUCUCUCUCUCUCUCUCUCUCUCUCUCUCUCUCUCUCUCUCUCUCUCUCUCUCUCUCUCUCUCUCUCUCUCUCUCUCUCUCUCUCCCUCUGUGUGUGUGUGUUUGAAAUUUUAUGAUGCCUAUUUAUUGAGGAUUAGAUGUACCUGAAGGGCACAAUUGCCUCAUGUAUUGCAAAGCAGUUAUGAUUGUGUUAUUAUUUUGAUAUGGGCUAAAAUGUAAUUAAUUGAAUGUUUGUCCAAGAUGCCGUGGACUGACUUUUCAUUUGCACUGGACUUGUAUUACUAUAGAGGUCUACAUUAAAACUUUCUUAUUAAGGUUACAUAUAAGACAAAGUAUACUUGAAUAUUUGACUGUCGGUGAAUGAUAUUGUCAAUACUAUUUUCAACUACUGUUAGCCAAAAUCAAAAGCAUUGUUAAGUAAUUUAAAUGAAGGCAUGAAGUAAUGGACCAGCAGUAGCCUAACUAACUUACUUUAACACAGAAUAGCAAUAAGGGAUAGUGGAUAAGGGAUAGUGGAUAAGGGAUAGUGGAUAAGGGAUAGUGGAUAAGGGAUAGUGGAUAAGGGAUAGUGGAUAAGGGAUAGUGGAUAAGGGAUAGUGGAUAAGGGAUAGUUGUUCGGGCAGGCUUUGGCUUUCGUCGUCACCGGCCUUCUAGCCACUGCCGCUCCUCAUCUCAUCACUCCAUUUGUUUUGUCUUGUUUAUUACACACACCUGGUUCAUAACCCCUCAUCAGUACCUGUAUAAGUGUUCCAUCUGCCCCCUUGUCUUUGUGUGUGAUUGUUUAUUGUGAGGAUUGUGAAGCUCAGUUGAGCUCCUUGUAUUUUGUAUUGCCGGGUUAUUUUCCCCAUGUGCCUUGUUUGUUCCAGUGCGCCUGUUUUGCGCACUGGACUGUUUUGACGCAUUACUGCGUAACUCUGUAUUCUGGAAUAAAUCCUGUUAUUCUGUGAUUUACCCUCCUGCGCCGGACUCCUUCAAAUCACCCAUCACAGAAUCACACACCCGCCAUGGAGUCAGCAGGAGAGGAGCACAUGCCUGGAGUCGUGGCACGGGUCUGGGAGCAUUCGACAAUGCUAGCCAGCUUGGGAGAAGCGAUGGAUCGGGUUCUCCAGGUCGUCCAAUGCCUGGAGAGGAGAGGACCCGAUCUGUCAGGACCAGCUGGGCGACCGGAUCCAGCCACCCACACCCCAGCAUCCAGAGGGAUCCAUAUAUCCCGACCAUGGGAUUUCGACAGGACAGCUGCUUUCUGCCAGGGAUUCCUCCUACAACUGGAGUUAUAUUAUUCGAACAUCAGCCCGGCUCCAUCGGAGCGGGAGAAGGUGUCCACCCUAGUCUCCUGCCUCUCAGGGAAAGCCCUGGAGUGGGCCAACGCGGUCUGGAGUGAAGGAGGAGCCGCGUUGGACAACUACGGGGAGUUCGCUCGCCUCUUUCGGGCCGUCUUCGAUCAUCCGCCCGAAGGUAGAGAGGCAGGCGAGCGGCUGGUCCACCUGAGGCAGGGGAUGGGGACCACGCAGGACUUCGCCCUGGAGCUUCAGACUCUAGCGGCUUGGUCCGUGUGGAAUGAGCAGGCCCUCAUUGACCACUUCCGGUGUCAUGUACGAGAGGACAUCCGAAGGGAGCUAGCCUGCCGGGACACCAUGUUGUCCUUCAAUCAACUGGUGGACAUGGCCAUCCGGUUGGACAACCUGCUGGCUGUUAGAGAACGUCCUGGAAGUUGCCUGCCCGUUCCACCCCCACCCAACCCGGAUCACGAGCUGAUGGAGCUGGGUGGAGCGGCGAUCCGGGAGAGCGGAGGACGACAGCGCCAGUAUCAAUCUAUUGGCACGAGAGGACAUUCUCCUGCAUGCUGCCGUCCAUAUUACCUGGUGGAGAUGGAUGGUGUAUUUAAAAGGUUAAUGUACUGCCAGUGUGUUGUCCUGUAUUGUUUCUACAGUACACCCAGAGAUAACACCUGUUUUAACACCUUCACCUGUUUUAAACACCUUCACCACCAAUUAAGAUAUAAUUCAGUGAACUUUCAGUGGUUCAACAUGAUAUUUUCUUCUUUGAUAUGAGCUGUUUCUGAGAACCAUGAUGGAGUCAAGAUCUGGUUCACUGGGGAAGAUUCUUGGCUAAUUUGAUAUGUCUGAGAAUAUCUCUCAAUUUCUCACCACAUCCUGUUUCACAUCCGUUGUAAAGCCCCCUCUCUCUCUCACCUGAUGGAAUACACCAGGGGUGUCAAACUCAUUCCACGGAGGGCUGGUUUUUGUUUUCUCCUUUCAAUUAAGACUUAAACAAUCAGGUGAGGGAAGUUCUUUACUAAUUGCAGUGCAUUCGGAUAGUUUUUCUUAUGAGGCUUAAUAAAGCUUCAUAAACCCUUUAUAAGGCAUAUAGAAUUGCAUUUAUGUAGAGUCAUCCCACAUACAGAGAGACAGGGGAAGUUUCUCUCUCUCUCUCUCUCUCUCUCUCUCUCUCUCUCUCUCUUUCUCUCUCUGUCUCUGUCUCUCUGUCUCUCUCUGUCUCUCUCUCUCUCUCUCAAUUCAAUUCAAUUUAAGGGCUUUAUUGGCAUGGGAAACGUAUGUUAACAUUGCCAAAGCAAGUGAAGUAGAUAGUAAACAAAAGUGAAAUAGACAAUAAAUAUUAACAGUAAACAUUACACUCAGAAUUUCCAAAAGAAUAAAGACAUUUCAAAUGUCAUAUUAUGUCUUUAUACAGUGUUGUAACAAUGUGCAAAUAGUUAAAGUACAAAAGGGAAAAUAAAUAAACAUAAAUAUGGGUUGUAUUUACAAUGGUGUUUGUUCUUCACUGGUUGCCCUUUUCUUGUGGCAACAGGUCACUCUCUCUCUCUCUCUCUCUCUCUGUGUGUGCAUGCAUAGAGCUCCAAAUGGAGGAAGUUGCUAGUUCUGUGGCAGAGCUGCAAUGUGUGUACUCAUCUCCAGGGAGUGACUUGUGGGUGUUUCUGACUCUGCAGACAAUAUGCCAUAAGGACCACAGACACCCUCUAUAAAACACAGUUUGUAUUUAUACAGAGAAUAGUGAGGGGAGAUUAGCUCUGCUAACACAGUGUAGGGGACACUCACACCACCCUGGUUUCCUUCUCAGUGGAUAGUUUCUAUCUCAUCCAUCAGAAGGUAGGUCUAUCGAAUGCUUUUAUAUGCUAUUGCUAAACACUGAGUUUACAAAACUCUUUCCAUGACAUAGGAUGACGAGGUGACCAGACUGACCAGGUGAAAGCUAUGAUCCCUUACUGAUGUCACCUGUUAAAUCCACUUCAAUCAGUGUAGAUGAAGGGGAGGAGAACGGUUAAAGUAGGAUUGUUAAGCUUUGAGACAAAUUAGACAUGUAUUGUGUAUGUGUGCCAUUCAGUGGUUGAAUGGGCAAGACAAAAUAUUACCUUUGAACGGGUUAUGGUAGUAGGUGCCAGGGGCACCGGUUUGAGUGUCAAGAACUGCAACGCUGCUGUGCCUUUCACGCUCAACAGUUUCCUGUGUGUAUCAAGAAUGGUCCACCACCCAAAGGAGAUCCAGCCAACUUGACACAACUGUGGGAAGCAUUUGAGUCAACAUGGGCCAGCAUCCCUGUGGAACAAUUUCGACACCUUGUAGAGUCCAUGCCCCUACGAAUUGAGGCUGUUCUGAGGGCAAAAAGGGGUGCAACUCAAUAUGAAUAAGCUGUUCCUUUAUUCAGAACUUAAGACAGCGUUCCCCAACUGGUGGCCUACGGGCCAAAUUUGGCCCUCGGGUGAAUUUAUUUGGCCCCCCAAGUUUUUGGAGUUGUUGGACAUAAAAGACUCUAAAAACACCAGCAUAUCAGCUCCAAGUUAUUUUAUUUUAAUUUUGGAAAUCUGUUCCAAAGUAUUCCCACGCAUAAUAGAGUGAUUGUAUAUACAUGUAAGUAAGGUUUGAAAUUAUUAUGUUUUAGUCAAAUAUUAUAUCUGUUUAGGCUUCUUGCGGUCAAUUAGCAGUCUACAAAUUAUUUGUAAUUAUGUUCUGGCCCUCUCACCAUCCACUCAAGAAAACAUCCACCCAUGGCUGAAUCUAGUUGAUGAUCGCUAACUUAAGAUUCUGCCACUUUUCAACCUCAUAUUCAUUAUCUCCAGCACAAUAACAUGUCUACAUACGUGAAAACUGCGUGUUUCUAUGAUCUGUGGUUAAAGAUAAUAAGAAAGGUACUAAAAAAUGCUUCUCUGUGACAUCACAAGGUAGAAAACAGUAAUUUUCUAAACCUGCAACAAAAUCUAGUCAGAGAGAAGGUAUUUACUUUCUCCCCAAUGUUUCAAAAUCACUGUUCUUAAAAUGUUUUAGCUUCUGAUGAUGUCAUCGGGUAGAACGUUUUUCCUUUAUGUUUUUAGAAAGGUGCUGUUUUAGCUGUUUAAGGGUUGUGACAACAUUUGAUUUUAUAAUCACUCCCAGUAGAUAUAGACAUGCACAAUCAAUCACUCUAUUACAAUAAGUAGCUACUGUGACCUACUUUACAUAUAUAAUGUCAAUACCUACAAUUAUGGUAUAGGGUGGUUGGUUGUGUACACUCUAUUUUUAUUUUUAGGGGGUAGAUGAGCUUUAAUAUUGCAGAUAGAAUGUGGCUUACUUCAAUGUAAUUGUCUGCAACAUUUAUAAUCCCCCAUAUAUUUUUUUGUAAAUAUAUAAUAUAUAUAUAUAUAUAUAUAUAUAUAUAUAUAUAUAUACAGUGGGGAGAACAAGUAUUUGAUACACUGCCGAUUUUGCAGGUUUUCCUACUUACAAAGCAUGUAGAGGUCUGUAAUGUUUAUCAUAGGUACAUUUCAACUGUGAGAGACGGAAUCUAAAACAAAAAUCCAGAAAAUCACAUUGUAUGAAUUUUAAGUAAUUAAUUUGCAUUUUAUUGCAUGGCAUAAGUAUUUGAUACAUCAGAAAAGCAGAACUUAAUGUUUGGUACAGAAACCUUUGUUUGCAAUUACAGAGAUCAUACGUUUCCUGUAGGUCUUGACCAGGUUUGCACACACUGCAGCAGGGAUUUUGGCCCACUCCUCCAUACAGACCUUCUCCUGAUCCUUCAGGUUUCGGGGCUGUCGCUGGGCAAUACAGACUUUCAGCUCCCUCCAAAGAUUUUCUAUUGGGUUCAGGUCUGGAGACUGGCUAGGCUACUCCAGGACCUUGAGAGGCUUCUUACGGAGCCACUCCUUAGUUGCCCUGGCUGUGUGUUUCGGGUCGUUGUCAUGCUGGAAGACCCAGCCACAACCCAUCUUCAAUGCUCUUACUGAGGGAAGGAGGUUGUUGGCCAAGAUCUCGCAAUACAUGGCCCCAUCCAUCCUCCCCUCAAUACGGUGCAGUCGUUCUGUCCCCUUUGCAGAAAAGCAUCCCCAAAGAAUGAUGUUUCCACCUCCAUGCUUCACGGUUGGGAUGGUGUUCUUGGGGUUGUACUCAUCCUUCUUCUUCCUCCAAACACGGCGAGUGGAGUUUAGAUCAAAAAGCUCUAUUUUUGUCUCAUCAGACCACAUGACCUUCUCCCAUUCCUCCUCGGGAUCAUCCAGAUGGUCAUUGGCAAACUUCAGACGGGCCUGGACAUGCGCUGGCUUGAGCAAGGGGACCUUGCAUGCGCUGCAGGAUUUUAAUCCAUGAUGGCGUAGUGUGUUACUAAUGGUUUUCUUUGAGACUGUGGUCCCAGCUCUCUUCAGGUCAUUGACCAGGUCCUGUCGUGUAGUUCUUGGCUGAUCCCUCACCGUCCUCAUGAUCAUUGAUGCCCCACGAGGUGAGAUCUUGCAUGGAGCCCCAGACCGAGGGUGAUUGACCGUCAUCUUGAACUUCUUCCAUUUUCUAAUAAUUGUGCCAACAGUUGUUGCCUUCUCACCAAGCUGCUUGCCUAUUGUCCUGUAGCCCAUCCCAGCCUUGUGCAGGUCUACAAUUUUAUCCCUGAUGUCCUUACACAGCUCUCUGGUCUUGGCCAUUGUGGAGAGUUUUGAAUAUGGAGUAUGUUUGAUUGAGUGUGUGGACAGGUGUCUUUUAUACAGGUAACGAGUUCAAACAGGUGCAGUUAAUACAGGUAAUGAGUGGAGAACAGGAGGGCUUCUUAAAGAAAAACUAACAGGUCUGUGAGAGCCGGAAUUCUUACUGGUUGGUAGGUGAUCAAAUACUUAUGUCAUGCAAUAAAAUGCAAAUUAAUUACUUAAAAAUCAUACAAUUUUAUUUUCUGGAUUUUUGUUUUAGAUUCCGUCUCUCACAGUUGAAGUGUAUCUAUGAUACAAAUUACAGACCUCUACAUGCUUUGUAAGUAGGAAAACCUGCAAAAUCGGCAGUGUAUCAAAUACUUGUUCUCCCCACUGUAUAUAUGUGUAAUAUUUUCCCCUAACUCUACCAUCCCUCCCCUAAUUGAAGUAAACUAAUGGACAACAACUCUUAGGCUUCUACUUCCAGCUUAUACAUACUACGUACGUUUUAUGGACACAGUAUAUUUUACAAUAGUUAUCUUUUGUUUGUUUUUAGUCCCAUCCUUCAGCUCCACUCAACCCCUCCCAUCUAUCUCUGAACAACAUCCAGUUUUGAUUUCUAUUUGUCAUAUAUUUUUCAACUGUGCUGUGAUGUUUCACAAAAGUUCUGAACCUUUCUAUUCUCAUGGAUUCUACAUAUCAUAAAUUAAAGAUACCAUUUUUGCUAAGAGUAUUAUUAUAUUAUUGAUCGAUUGACUAUGACUUUUUAAAUCACCCAGAAGUGCUAUUUUCAGAGUUAGCUGCAGGUAAAUGUUGAAAUUCUUCAGCCAUUCCUGAACCUGCGACCAAAAACAAGCUACAUAUGGGCAGUACCAAAACAAGUGAUCUAAUGAUUCUGUCUCUUCGCAGCAAAAUCUGCAGAGCUGGGAUGGUUGUAUCCUCCAUAUACAUAACAUUCUAUUGGUUGCAAGAAUUUUGUAUAAUAACCAUGUUCCAUGGAAUCGGUACAUCGAAAAUCUCUUCCCAACUAUUUUGCAAUCUAUUUGGCACAGCUGUCAAUUUUUUGUUCCUUAAAUGAAACUGGUAUACUUUUUUAUUUAUCACACCUUUCUUUAGCCAAUUUUGGUCUUUAAUGCAGGGCCGACAGACAUGUUCCUUACUUUCUCCCCCUUCGACUUGCCUCUUCCAUUUUUGCGGUAAUGCUGCAAUCAGUUGGUUGUAAUUUUGAUUAGAGCAGACAUUUCCAUAUAUUUUUGUUAGCUGCAUGUGUGACACAACUCCACCAGUCCUAUUUAAGUUAUCAUUUACAAAGAUUAUACCUUUUUUUUUUUUUUUUUUUUAAAUACAGUGGGGAAAAAAAGUAUUUAGUCAGCCACCAAUUGUGCAAGUUCUCCCACUUAAAAAUAUGAGAGAGGCCUGUAAUUUUCAUCAUAGGUACACGUCAACUAUGAAAGAGAAAAUGAGGAAAAAAAAUCCAGAAAAUCACAUUGUAGGAUUUUUAAUGAAUUUAUUUGCAAAUUAUGGUGGAAAAUAAGUAUUUGGUCAAUAACAAAAGUUUCUCAAUACUUUGUUAUAUACCCUUUGUUGGCAAUGACACAGGUCAAACGUUUUCUGUAAGUCUUCACAAGGUUUUCACACACUGUUGCUGGUAUUUUGGCCCAUUCCUCCAUGCAGAUCUCCUCUAGAGCAGUGAUGUUUUGGGGCUGUCGCUAGGCAAUACGUACUUUCAACUCCCGCCAAAGAUUUUCUAUGGGGUUGAGAUCUGGAGACUGGCUAGGCCACUCCAGGACCUUGAAAUGCUUCUUACAAAGCCACUCCUUUGUUGCCCGGGCGGUGUGUUUGGGAUCAUUGUCAUGCUGAAAGACCCAGCCACGUUUCAUCUUCAAUGCCCUUGCUGAUGGAAGGAGGUUUUCACUCAAAAUCUCAUGAUACAUGGCCCCAUUCAUUCUUUCCUUUACACGGAUCAGUCGUCCUGGUCCCUUUGCAGAAAAACAGCCCCAAAGCAUGAUGUUUCCACCCCCAUGCUUCACAGUAGGUAUGGUGUUCUUUGGAUGCAACUCAGCAUUCUUUGUCCUCCAAACACGACGAGUUGAGUUUUUACCAAAAAAUUCUAUUUUGGUUUCAUCUGACAUUCUCCCAAUCCUCUUCUGGAUCAUCCAAAUGCACUCUAGCAAACUUCAGACGGGCCUGGACAUGUACUGGCUUAAGCAGGGGGACACGUCUUGUACUGCAGGAUUUGAGUCCCUGGCAGCGUAGUGUGUUACUGAUGGUAGGCUUUGUUACUUUGGUCCCAGCUCUCUGCAGGUCAUUCACUAGGUCCCCCCGUGUGGUUCUGUGAUUUUUGCUCACCGUUCUUGUGAUCAUUUUGACCCCACAGGGUGAGAUCUUGCGUGGAGCCCCAGAUCGAGGGAGAUUAUCAGUGGUCUUGUAUGUCUUCCAUUUCCUAAUAAUUGCUCCCACAGUUGAUUUCUUCAAACCAAGCUGCUUACCUAUUGCAGAUUCAGUCUUCCCAGCCUGGUGCAGGUCUACAAUUUUGUUUCUGGUGUCCUUUGACAGCUCUUUGGUCUUGGCUUUAGUGGAGUUUGGAGUGUGACUGUUUGAGGUUGUGGACAGGUGUCUUUUAUACUGAUAACAAGUUCAAACAGGUGCCAUUAAUACAGGUAACGAGUGGAGGACAGAGGAGCCUCUUAAAGAAGAAGUUACAGGUCUGUGAGAGCCAGAAAUCUUGCUUGUUUGUAGGUGACCAAAUACUUAUUUUCCACCAUAAUUUGCAAAUAAAUUCAUUAAAAAUCCUACAAUGUGAUUUUCUGGAUUUUUUUUUCUCAUUUUGUCUGUCAUAGUUGACGUAUCAAUAUAUAGUUUUUUGGGAUAAAUUAGUAUGUUUGAGUUUAACCACAAUGUUUGUUGUAAUAUUUAUUCUGUCUUUUCUGGUGUAUUAAACUGAAAAAUCCUUACAAUUAACUUCGGUUAGUGGAGAUGAAGGAGAUUGAAACAAAAACAUAUGCUUAAAGUACUUUGCUUCCUCUUUCAGAAUAUCGUUUGGUUAGGUGACUUUUUUAAAUGGUGCAUUUUUCCCCAUAUUCCAUCCAGUUAGCCUUAUUUGUUAAAUAUAUUACAUGUGAUCUCUUUUUAUUAAGUUCCUCCAUUUCUUUUAGUUUUUCCUCCAUAUGUGAAUUGAUAAGAGCGUCUGCUAUGUGACUAACAACAUUCUAUUUCUAUAAGUGUAAUUUUUUUGAAAUUCUUACAUUUAGCAAACGCUCUUAUCCAGAGCGACUUACAGUUAGUGAGUGCAUACAUUUUUUUUUCUUACUGGCCACCCGUGUGAAACGAAACCACAACCCUAGCGUUGCAAGCGCCAUGCUCUACCAACUGAACUACACGAAAGUGUGUAAUUAUUUUAAGAUGAUCAUACCAUAAUCAUUCAGCUAUUUUAUUUGUAAUUUUAGCAUCCCUUUAGGUGUCAUUUCUAUUUAAAAAUUGUAUGAUUUGAUAUUGAAAUAUAGAAUUUGGCCUUUACUACUAUAGCCCAUAGAAACGCAUUGAAUAACACAUUAAUAAAUGGCAAUAAAGACAGGCAAAAAUGUAUCAUAAGGAAUAAGGGUUUGAAGUGUCUGUCCUAUAUCUAAGAGAUAAAAGAAAGCUCAGGAAAUAUAUAUAUAUUUUUUACAUACAGGGGUGCGUCAAUAGACUCUUAAGGAUGACAUGUAUAUUCUCUAUCUCACUCUCUCUCUCUUCCAUUCCCCAGCUAAGAUGUCGUCUCAGGUUUCCUCUAACUCUACCAUGUCCGUGUCUGAGGACGACGCCCUUCCCUUCCUCUACCGCCUGGUCUUGCUGUCCAUCUACAGCCUGGUCCUGGUCAUCGGGACCAUCGGGUUGGGCCUGAUUAUCCACAUCCUCCAAAACAACAUGAGAUCAGUCAUCACCAUCGCUUUGCUCAACCUCACCCUGGCCCACUUAUUUUUCCUGCUCACUGUUCCCUUCAGGAUCUACUACUAUGUGGCUGGGUACUGGGGGCUGGGGAAGCCGCUGUGUAAGGUGGUCAGCAGCAUGAUCCACGUGCACAUGUACAUGGCGUUUUUUUUCUACGUGGUCAUCCUCGUCAUACGACUGCUGGGAUUCCGAAGCAAGAAGGACCGCUACGAGUUCUAUAGGUAGUUAACCAUGUUCUAGAGGUAGUUAACUUUGUUCUACACAGGUAGUUAACUGUGUCUACAGGUAGUUAACCAUGUCCUAGAGGUAGUUAACUGUGUUCUACAGGUAGUUAACCAUGUUCUACAGGUAGUUAACUGUGUUCUACAGGUAGUUAACUGUGUUCUACAGGUAGUUAACCAUGUUCUACAGGUAGUUAACUGUGUUCUACAGGUAGUUAACCAUGUUCUAGAGGUAGUUAACUUUGUUCUACACAGGUAGUUAACUGUGUUCUACAGGUAGUUAACCAUGUUCUACAGGUAGUUAACCAUGUUCAAGAGGUAGUUAACCAUGUUCUACAGGUAGUUAACUGUGUUCUACAGGUAGUUAACCGUGUUCUACAGGUAGUUAACUGUGUUCUACAGGUAGUUAACCAUGUUCUUCAGGUAGUUAACUGUGUUCUACAGGUGGUUAACCGUGUUCUACAGGUAGUUAACCAUGUUCUACAGGUAGUUAACCAUGUUCUACAGGUAGUUAAUCAUGUUCUAGAGGUAGUUAUACAACGGGUGGGUCUAAUCCUGGACGCUGAUUGGUUAAAACUGCAUUCCAGCCGGUGUCUAUUCCACAAGUUACCACCGGCUAAAGCUAUGACGUUGAAAUGCUUAUUUACUCUGUUCCAUCUCACUGCGCAAUCCACUGUCUCAUCAGCCCAGCCAGGCAAUUUAUACGUUUGAUCUCCACUGUAAAAAGCAUCUAGACAUGAUCUCCCAUUUCUUUUAGACUAGCAAUUGGUUUUCAAUAGCUGAGAUUUGUAGAAAGUUUGCUGUAUGUCUCUCUGACAUUUGCAACAUUGUUUCAAUAUUGAAAUUCAAUAUCCAGCUGUCCUGUAGUCAUGAACGUGUGGGGUCAGGAGUCUUGACGAGACAGACAGGCAGGGAGCUUUUCUCAGCCAGUCGAAAUCAUGAAUCAGCAUCAUUUUUAUGGAUAUAUACAAAGAAAUGUCAAUAGAAAACAGUUAAAACUAAACGAGAUGCAGCUAGUUUGCAGUCUUUCCAGCUUCAGUUUGAAAUGAUUGUGUUAACUGUGUUGUUGGCUAGCUCCUCUGUUGAGAGAGCACAUUUUCUAUGCCACGCAUCAUUAACUCAUUGUUAUGGAUGUAUCCUAAUAAAAGUCACUAGAAAACAGCUUAAACAAAUGCAAAUGCAGUUACUCUGCUGUUAUUCUGGCUGCACUGUUUGUGUUAGCGUAAAGUUGGCUAGCUAGCAAGCAAGGGAUAAGAACAUUGCCAGCCGUCAUGGCAACGGAACAUUUAGAACGAACGACUGGGUCGCGUCCAUAGAUUUAUAUAAAAAAUACUUAACGACUGGGUCGCGUCUCUGGCAACCGAACCGAUAGAAUGAACGACCAGCUGGCUUGGGUAGCAACCCUAGAUUUGUGCCGGGACUAUAUCUCGUGAAAGGAUUAAAUACUAUGAAUAAAUUAAUCCAAAUAAUGAUUUUAAUGCAAAUGUCAAUCAUUAUUUGAAUAUGUUGAUAACCCGUUGUCUCGGGCCUAGCAACACCCGUGCCAAUACAGUGCAUUCGGAAUGUAUUCAGACCCCUUCACUUUUUCAGAAUUUUGUUACGUUAUAGCCUUAUUUUAAAAUGGAUUAAAUAAAUGUUUUCCCUCAUCAAUCUACACACAAUAGCCCAUAAUGACAAAGCAAAAACAGUUUUUUUUACCUUAUUUACAUAAGUAUUCAGACCCUUUGCUAUGAGACUCGAAAUUGAGCUCAGGUGCAUCCUGUUUCCAUUGAUUAUCCUUAAGAUGUUUCUACAACUUGAUUGGAGUCCACCUGUGGUAAAUUCAAUUGAUUGGACAUGAUUUGGAAAGGCACACACCUGUCUAUAUAAGGUCCCACAGUUGACAGUGCAUGUCAGAGCAAAAACCAAGCCAUGACGUCGAAGGAAUUGUCCAUAGAGCUCCGAGAUAGGAUUGUGUCGAGGCACAGAUCUGGGGAAGGGUACCAAAACAUUUCUGCUGCAUUGAAGGUCCCCAAGAACACAGUGGCCUCCAUCAUUCUUAAAUGGAAGAAGUUUGGAACCACCAAGACUCUUUCUAGAUCUGGCCACCCAGACAAACAAAAUAGCCUAAUCUUCAUGACUAAUUUAGACAUCAAACAGUGUCAAGGUUCUGGUUUAAUGAUUCUAAAAAUGUUAGGCAUAACAAUGUUUAUGGUAAAAUGUCAUCAUAAUGAAUAAGGUUUUGAAGUGUCUAUCCUAUAUCUAGGAGAUAUAAGUAAGCUCAGGAAUGUUUAAAGAUUUUUUGGACACAUAUUUAAUACUUUAUAUUAUCGUUGGCACAAAACUACCUCCAUACUUCCAUUCGUUUGUAUUGGUUACCUUCAGACGAGUCCUGUGACACUUGUGGGGGUGGUAGAGCAAAACAUAAUGUUUGUGAGAGUCUCCCAUUUCCAUAGUUGUCAUAAUAGUUUGGAAGCCAAACUGUUCGGACUCUACAGUCGUGGUCAAACGUUUUGAGAAUGACACAAAUACUAAUUUUCACAAAGUCUGCUGCCUCAGUUUUGAUUAUGGCAAUUUGCAUAUACUCCAGAAUGUCAUGAAGAGUAAUCAGAUGAAUUGCAAUUAAUUGCAAAGUCCAUCUUUGCCAUGAAAAUGAACGUAAUCCCAAAACAACAUUUCCACUGCAUUUCAGCCCUGCCACAAAAGGACCAGCUGCCAUCAUGUCAGUGAUUAUCUCGUUAACACAGGUGAGAGUUUUGACGAGGACAAGGCUGGAGAUCACUCUGUCAUGCUGAUUGAGUUAGAAUAACAGACUGGAAGCUUUAAAAGGAGGGUGGUGCUUGAAAUCAUUGUUCUUCCUCUGUUAACCAUGGUUACCUGCAAUGAAACACGUGCCGUCAUCAUUGCUUUGCACAAAAAGGGCUUCACAGGCAAGGAUAUUGCUGUUAGUAAGAUUGUACCUAAAUCAACCAUUUAUCGGAUCAUCAAGAACUUCAAGGAGAGAGGUUCAAUUGUUGUGAAGAAGGCUUCAGGGUGCCCAAGAAAGUCCAGCAAGCGCCAGGACCGUCUCCUAAAGUUGAUUCAGCUGCGGGAUCAGGGCACCACCAGUGCAGAGCUUGCUCAGGAAUGGCAGCAGGCAGAUGUGAGUGCAUCUGCACGCACAGUGAGGCGAAGACUUUUGGAGGAUGGCCUGGUGUCAAGAAGGGCAGCGAGGAAGCCACUUCUCAUAUCUUAAUGUAAUUGUCAAUAAAAGCCAUUGACACUUAUGUAAUUAUACUUCAGUAUAACAUAGUAACAACUGACAAAAAUAUCUCAUAACACUGAAGCAGCGAACUUUGUGAAGACCAAUACUUGUGUCAUUCUCAAAACCUUUGACCACGACUGUACAGUAAUUUUCAUGAGAAGACCGAUUUUCAGGAUGUCUCAUGGUCUGACAAACAUUGCUGUAGCUCGGCCACCUUCCACCGCAGAUGCGGAAGGGCGACAUUGGCAGAUGUGGUGGAUUGAGACGCAGCUCAUGUACAAAAACUGAUAUAUCUAGUUUAAACUGAUGGAUUUUUAUGGGAAUAGUUUUAUUAUGUUACUUAAAUAUAGACUCUUAAGGAUUAUUAAAUGAGUUCUACAGGUAGUUAACCGUCCGUGUUAUACUGGUAGAGUGUUCUAGAAGUAGUAGAGGUUAGAGAGGUGGACCAUAUACCUCUCAAUGUGUGUCGUGGCAUAGGGAAUGGGAAAGGCAAAUAUCAGUUUCUCACAAAAUCACUGAAGUUCUCUUCUCUUCCUUGCUCUUCUUCAGGAAGUUGCAUGCUUUUGUCGCCAGUGUGGCGGUGUGGGUGGUGGUCUUCGUGGUCAUUUUCCCACUCCUCUAUUUCAACUACGGCAAGGAAGACCACGAAGACAGCACCAACCACAACAGAAACAAGACGGCCUCCAAUGUCUCCCAAUGUUUCCAGUUCGGCAGCCACCUGAAAAAGCAUGUUGUCGUCAAAAUGCUGAACUACAUCAUGAGCACUGUGAUCAUCAUCGUGGCCUGUGUGCUGACAGCACUGCAGUGUCACGUCAUGAUCCUUCUGACGAGGAAGUACGGGCGAGACUGCAGGUCUCACCAGGAGUUCUGGGCUCAGCUGAAGAGCCUGUGUUUUGUUCUGGUGCUGCUGGUGUGUUUCGCCCCCUAUCACGUGUUCAGAAUUUACUACCUGGGAAACCUGCUGCAGCUGGAGGCCCCUAACGAGGUGUUCCUCAGUCUCACGGCCCUCAGCUGUUUUGACAUGUUUACCUUCCUAGGGAGGGGACACUGCUAUAUGUGUGACAGAGGGCGGACUGUGUGACCUCUUUUCACAUGACCUAAAACCAAGAACUCAGCGCCAAAUCCUCGCCGUAAGAUUGCUUCCCUUUUAAACAGUACUUUAUCGCCAUCUACUGGUUGUUCAUGUAGCUACACAACAAAGUCUACUGUAGGUCUACUGUAGUUUGACUAUACAGGACUCAAAUGUAUUUUGCAUCAUAUUGGAAUUUAAAAUAACUCGUGCCAAUGACGUUUCUCUCAAUAUGUCGAGUUCAAUCUUUGCAAAAACUUUUUGUAACGGCAAGAUCUGGCUACAGAUGAUCUAAAUAUUGUAAUAAAUAAAUAAAUGGCUAAAAUGUUACUGUUCUACUAUUAUUUUGUGAAACAUUACCUCCUCCUCACCCUUUACCCCCGUCUCGACAGAAUAGGCAAUGCUGACCACACACGCACCUAUAUUAUUUUCCCUCAGUUUUAUGGAGGCUAGUUACUGUUUAACGUCCCCACCCUACUUUCAGUUUGUUUAGUAAAUCGAUCUAAUGACAACCGAAGCCGGCGCCAUCCAAUGUGUCGCUCAAUGAAUUAUAGGCCCAUAGCUUUCCUUUCCAACCUUCCAUGUGUUGUUGCAACUACUCGCCCACGACUCUCUCAUUUCGUGUGGUGCCACGGGAGGACAAGUGUCAAAGCUGGUGGCUAGUAUACAGGUGGUCUAGCGUCCUGUUGGAUUAAUGCACAUCGCUGACGGACCAAGUGAAAGGUAAGCGGUCUCCUUUGAAGUAACAAAAAAUUAACAUAUGAUAUUUGUUGCCUAAAUCUUAUAUAGUUCAGUUAUUACAGUUUAAUAGUCUGAUCAGUCACUUUGUUGCGUGUUUUAAGGUGAGACAUCAGCUCAUUCCAUACCGUACCUUGUCGGUUCGGCAGUAUUUGAUACUGAAGUGCAGUUCGCGAACGAUUCGUUCUUUUUGAACGACUCUUUUUACUGACUAGAGAGUCAGUCAUUCGUUUUUAUGAGUGACUCGUUCAUUUUAGUGUUUCGUUUGACCUGUUGGCCGCAAUGAAUUUGUCGUGCUAUGUGGGAUCCUUGGGACCUCCCUACCCUAAACCCUAACCCUAACCUUCACCCCUACCCUUACCCUUACCCUAACCAUAACCCUUACCUAACCCUAACCUUAACCCUUACCUUAACCAUUUUAAAGAUGCGCUAUGCAGAAAUCGCUCUGCCAUUUCCUGGUUGCUACAAUUCUAAUAGUUAGCCUAAUUUCAGUUUAUGUGACAAAACAAGCAAAUAUAGUGUAGAUAAUCAUUGUACCAUUUAAACCGCUGUGAAAUAUAUUUUCCAUAAGCAAAAAUAUUGUAUUUUCAGCUGUUUGAAGCUGGUGUACAAAACCUAAAGUAAAACAUGCAAAAACAAAACUUAAGAAUGUGAAGCAUAAAAAUAGCACACAUAGAACAUAUCUGCUGCUUCUUAGACUUUAAAUUUCAACUUCAAUGUGGAGGGGAUUAAUAUGCGCUCCUCCCGUGACUGCAGAGGCCUGCUCAGACCAAUAACCGUCUGUCAUAUAUGCACGCAGGCAAAAUAGAUCAUGCUGCAGGCAGCAAAAAGAAGAAAACACAUGUUUAGAACUGAUAAUUUAUGGCAUGGUGCAAGAAUUCAUGCAAUUAAUUGAUCAUUGAAUGCUAUGAUGGUCACAUCCAGUGGUGUAGUGGAGGGUAGACGCAGGUAUACGCCAUAUACCCUCUUGUUUUUCAGUGGGCAUUGCAUAUACUCACUUCUUAAAACCGACUGAUACUAUCCCUGUAGCUCAGUUGGUAGAGCAUGGCGCUUGCAACGCCAGGGUUGUGGGUUCGUUUCCCACGGGGGCCCAGUAUGAAAAUGUAUGCACUCACUAACUGUAAGUCGCUCUGGAUAAGAGUGUCUACUAAAAUGUGAAAUGUAUCAAAGUAGUGGUAUUGGAGGUAUACGCCACAUCAAUCAAUAGGGCUGAUGGAACAGAUCGGAAUGUUUAGCUUAAAAUGUUGAUGAACUAUUCUUUCUUCACUUUUUAGGCGCAUAAAUGUAUACACGCAGUAGGCCUACGCUUCAAUGUUCCUAAAUGCAAUUUGCGGGAAAACACAGUUCUAAAAUGCGCAACGCACAGGUAAACCGGUUUAUGGAGAGAUAUGGAAAUAUCCGUUAGAAAGAUGGGGGAUUUAAAGAUGUAUCAUGGGUUGCUAAUAUGAUUAGGAUAAUGCCUUUGGCUGCUAGACAAUUAACGAAAAUUGAAAUAAAACCAAUAGAACAUAUAUGGAACGUAUAUGUGUAUGUCUUUAGAUAAUUUAUUUUUAAAAAAUCCUCCACGUUUCUAUGGUGGGAUUUUGGCUAUAGGCUACUUUGAAUCAAGGUAAGACAUACCUCAUAAUAUGAAGUAAAACGUCCAGGUUUCAAACAAUUAAGGAACAGGAAAAAUAUAGCAAUGCUAAUGAUAGGCCUAACCGUCUUCUGGUAGAUGGAAAGGCUUUCCAAAAAACCUUCUCUAUCAAUAAACAUUUACAUUUUAGUCAUUUAGCAGACACUCUUAUCCAGAGCGACUUACAGUUAGUGCAUACAUUAUUUUGUUUCAUACCCCCUGUGGGAAUCGAACCUACAACCCUGGCGUUGCAAACGCCAUGCUGUAUCAACUGAGCUACAUCCCUGCCGGCCAUUUCCUCCCCUACCCUGGAAGACGUUGGGCCAAUUGCGGGCCGCCCCAUGGGUCUCCCGGUCGCGGCCGGCUACAACAGAGCCUGGAUUCGAACCAGGAUCUCUAGUGGCACAGCUAGACCACUGCACCACUCGUGAUUAUUUGCACCUGUCAUGAUUAUUUGCAUCAAUCCAGUGGCCAUUUGUUUUGCAAACUCCAUCUCAUGUGCUACAGAAACACUGCAAACCAAACAACAGUGCUAGGUGCUUGCACACUUGAAUUAAAGGGUAACUACACUCCAAAAUCAACAUUUCUUAUAUUUUCCCCAGACCUCAAAAGUGGUCUCCUGAUGUGGUUUAAGCAUUGUUAUUGUUAUGUUUGUUGUUUUUCUGUUUAAAAAAGUGUGACUUUGACAACAAAAACCAGAUUUUUUGGGGGGAAAUUCUGAAACCGGUGAAUUACGAACAAAUUUGACAGCUUCAUUUAUCUGGUUCAAGAGUAGACCUACUAUUAGCCUACUGCACAGUACAGCUUGGGUUGGCCUGACUGUGAAAGACCAAUAUGGGAUUUAUCAUUUUAGGUCAUUCAGAGUGUAUGUCACUGUUUCUCAUAGAAUGUUUCACACAGGGCACCUUUCCUUUGCCAGUCGGCGGCUGUUUGGAAAAAUGUUGGCAAACUUAGAGCAUACUCACUUCUCCAGGCACCACUACACCACUGGACACAGCUUUGUAGAAUCAAAACAUACACAGCAUCUCUAACAAACUCUAAUUCGAGAACGAAUCGUUUGGGGUGUUGCAGUUUGCGAACGAUAUUGUCCAUAUCACCCUCACGGCAUUCAAGCAAUGCAUUCCGCCAAUCUAGUCCGGUUGCGGCCACAACCUAUGGAAAAACCAAUCUACAUUUAACUAUAGAAUUUACACAUCAGAUAAUGAAAACUUGGUGCAAGUAAUGGGCUUUGUCGAGUUACAAGUAACAUAAACACACCUCGAAUGCCAAAAUCGCAACGCUUGUGUUACGCAAUGCCAAUUAUAAUGUGGAAGUGGAUGUCACAUUCCAGCUAUGGGGCUUCUAUACGGCGUUAGCGUUUCCAUGUUGUGAUGUGCCUCUUCAAUUCCAGACAUUAGCUUUUCAUUACAAGGAGACCACGGCCACACACUCGCCCCUGCUCCUCAACCCACAAAAUUGCACCUCUAUCCACACAAUCACACUUGAUCAAGUUUACUUUUAUCAAAGCAACCAAUGAGGUGCGUGUAAUGCUUAUUAAUCCAGUGAUCUAAAAUACGAUCAUUCAUGUUGAAUAACAUAAUAUUAGUUUCAAUGUUUCAUUUUCAAUUUUCUGAUCUACUCAUAACAUUUAAAAUUAGAAACUGAGUUUCAGUUUUUCCAUUUCUAAUUUUUAUACCAUGUAAAAUUGAGAUUUUUAUAUAGUUUUUCAAAUUUUCAAAUUUACCUUGUUUCAAAAUUUAGAAGAAAUAUUGGUGCGGUUAGGAAAACUGGGUGAUUUCUAAACACGUGGUUCAAGUGGACGCUACUAUUGAGCAGGGAGCCUUCUCAUUCAAAGUGGUAAAUUAAUGGGGGUACUUUGGAUGAGAAAUCUCUCUCUCUCACACACACACACACACACACUCACAAGCUCACACACUCACACACACACACACACACACACACACACACACACACACACACACACACACACACACACACACACACACACACACACACACACACACACACACACACACACACACACACACACACACACACACACACACACACACACACACACACACACACACACACACACACCUCUACACACACACCUCUACACACACACACACACACCAAGUUUCCCACUGGCAACUUCAGACUGUAAGCAUACACUCUAUUAAAACGGCCAUGAUGUGUUAUGAGCACAACCAAAUGAAGAAACUCUCUUUGCACUGUCACGGACUGAGAAGAGACCUGGGACUGAGUCACACCGAAUUCGCUAUAACGUUCUGCUGCGUAGCCUAGGCGAACACCUUGCAUAGCCUACAGUAGUUUAGAAAGUCUAACAGCUAGGCCUAUAUGACAAAAGGGACGUUCAGAAUAGGGGGGAACAAAACAACCUGUGCGUAAUGGCAAUGACAUUUACAUUACAUUUUACAUUUAGCAGACGCUCUUAUCCAGAGCGACUUACAGUUAGUGAAUACAUAUUUUUUUAUUUUUUUAUUUUUUUUAUACUGGCCCCCCAUGGGAAUUGAACCCACAACCCUGGCGUUGCAAACGCCAUGCUCUAUCAACUGAGCUACAUCCCUGCCGGCCAUUCCCUCCCCUACCCUGGACGACGCUGGGCCAAUUGUGCGCCGCCCAUGAGUCUCCCGGUCGCGGCCGGCUGCGACAGAGCCUGGAUUCGAACCAGGAUCUCUAGUGGCACAGAUUAGCACUGCGAUGCAGUGCCUUAGACCAAAUCCAUGGUGCUUUACUUACAGUAUUUCCCCCUUAUGACAACUAUCCUUCUAACGACUGUAGGCUAAUUGUCUUGGGAUCCUGGAGAACAGGAGCUAUGAGUGUGUAUGUGUCCCAUGUCGAGCUGCCCUCCAAAUUCGCUACAACAACUCUAUUUUGCAGCCCAUUAUAAACCCAGACUAAACCUACAGCGGCCCACUAGAUUGAGAACCCAUAACCUGUUGGAUGACAGUAGGUUACAGUGGGUAAGUGAAAGUAAAUUAGACUAUAUCAUAUUGAUGAUAUAGGCCUAUCCAACGGCUGCGGGAGGAGUGAACCAGGGAUUUUAGGGAAACGUGUCUGUUGGAGAGGCAACUCAAGGACCUGCAAGCUGUAUAUAGGCGCUGUUUGAAUUCAUGGAUUCGGAAAGUAUUCAGACCCCUUGACCUUUUCCACUUUUUUUUACGUUACAGCCUUAUUCUCAAUUGGAUUACAUUAUUUUUUUCCUCAUCAAUCUACACAAUACUCCAUAACGUCAAAGCGAAAACAGGUUUUUAGAAUUGUUUUCAAAUGUAUUAAAAAUAAAAAACAGAAAUACCUUAUUUACAUAAGUAUUCAGACCCUUUGCUAUGAGACCCAAAAUUGAGCUCAGGUGCAUCCGCUUUCCAUUGAUCAUCCUUGAGAUGUUUCUACAACUUGAUUGGAAUCCACAUGUGGUAAAUUCAAUUGAUUGGACAUGAUUUGGAAAGGCACACAACUGUCUAUAUAAGGUCCCACAGUUGACAGUGCAUGUCAGAGCAAAAACCAAGCCAUGAGGUCGAAGGAAUAGUCUGUAAUGCUCCGAGACAGGAUUGUGUCGAGGCACAGAUCUGGGGAAGGGUACCAAAAAUGUUUUGCAUAAUUGAAGGUCCUCAAGAACACAGUGGCCUCCAUCAUUCUUAAAUGGAAGAAGUUUGGAACCACCAAGACUCUUCCUAGAGCUGGCCGCCCGGCCAAACUGAGCAAUCGGGGGAGAAGGGCCUUGGUCAGGGAGGUGACCAGAACCCGAUGGUCACUCUGACAGAGCUCUAGAGUUCCUCUGUGGAGAUGGGAGAACCUUCCAGAAGGACAACCAUCUCUGCAGCACUCCACCAAUCAGGUCUUUAUGGUAGAGUGGCCAGAUGGAAGCCACUCCUCAGUAAAAGGCACAUGACAGCCCGCUUGGAGUUUGCCAAAAGGCACCUAAAGACUCUCAGACCAUGAGAAACAAGAUUCUCUGGUCUGAUGAAACCAAGAUUGAACUCUUUGGCCUGAAUGCCAAGCGUCACGUCUGGAGGAACCCUGGAUUUUUUUCAGCGGCAGGGACUGGGAGACUAGUCAGAAUCGAGGGAAAGAUGAACGGCGCAAAGUACAGAGAGAUCCUUGAUGAAAACCUGCUCCAGAGCGCUCAGGACCUCAGACUGGGGCGAAGGCUCACCUUCCAACAGGACAAUGACCCUAAGCACACAGCCAAGACAACUUAGGAGUGGCUUCGGGACAAGUCUCUGAAUGUCCUUGAGUGGCCCAGCCAGAGCCCAGACUUGAACCCGAUCUAACAUCUCUGGAGAGACCUGAAAAUAGCUGUGGAGCGACGCUCCCCAUCCAACCUGACAGAGCUUGAGAAGAUCUGUAGAGAGAAAUGGGAGAAACUCCCCAAAUACAGGUGUGCCAAGCUUGUAGCAUCAUACCCAAGAAGACUAGAGGCUGUAAUCGCUGCCAAAGGUGCUUUAACAAAGUAUAACAAGAGUAAAAGGUGUGAAUACUUAUGUAAACGUGAUAUUUCAGUUUCUUAUUUUCAAUACAGUUGCAAAAAAAAAUAAAUGUUUUUGCUUUGUCAUUAUGGGGUAUUGUGUGUAGAUUGAUGAGCGGGAAAAAAAACACAAUUUAACGAAUUUUAGAAUAAGGCUGUAACAUAUCAAAAUGUAGAAAAAGUCAAAGGGUCUGAAUACUUUCCAAACGCACUGUAUAUAUAUAUAUAUACAGUGAGGGAAAAAAGUAUUUGAUCCCCUGCUGAUUUUUUGCCCACUGACAAAGAAAUGACCAGUCUAUAAUUUUAAUGGUAGGUUUAUUUGAACAGUGAGAGACAGAAUAACAACAAAAAAAUCCAGAAAAACGCAUGUCAAAAAUGUUAUAAAUUGAUUUGCAUUUUAAUUAGGGAAAUAAGUAUUUGACCCCCUCUCAAUCAGAAAGAUUUCUGGCUCCCAGGUGUCUUUUAUACAGGUAACGAGCUGAGAUUAGGAGCACACUCUUAAAGGGAGUGCUCCUAAUCUCAGCUUGUUACCUGUAUAAAAGACACCUGUCCACAGAAGCAAUCAAUCAAUCAGAUUCCAAACUCUCCACCAUGGCCAAGACCAAAGAGCUCUCCAAGAAUGUAUGGGACAAGAUUGUAGACCUACACAAGGCUGGAAUGGGCUACAAGACCAUCGCCAAGCAGCUUGGUGAGAAGGUGACAACAGUUGGUGCGAUUAUUCGCAAAUGGAAGAAACACAAAAGAACUGUCAAUCUCCCUCGGCCUGGGGCUCCAUGCAAGAUCUCACCUCGUGGAGUUGCAAUGAUCAUGAGAACGGUGAGGAAUCAGCCCAGAACUACACGGGAGGAUCUUGUCAAUGAUCUCAAGGCAGCUGGGACCAUAGUCACCAAGAAAACAAUUGGUAACACACUACGCUGCGAAGGACUGAAGUCCUGCAGCGCCCGCAAGGUCCCCCUGCUCAAGAAAGCACAUAUACAGGCCCGUCUGAAGUUUGCCAAUGAACAUCUGAAUGAUUCAGAGGAGAACUGGGUGAAAGUAUUGUGGUCAGAUGAGACCAAAAUGGAUCUCUUUGGCAUCAACUCAACUCGCCGUGUUUGGAGAAGGAGGAAUGCUGCCUAUGACUCCAAGAACAACAUCCCCACCGUCAAACAUGGAGGUGGAAACAUUAUGCUUUGGGGGUGUUUUUCUGCUAAGGGGACAGGACAACUUCACCGCAUCAAAGGGAUGAUGGACGGGGCCAUGUACCAUCAAAUCUUGGGUGAGAACCUCCUUCCCUCAGCCAGGGCAUUGAAAAUGGGUCGUGGAUGGAUAUUCCAGCAUGACAAUGACCCAAAACACACGGCCAAGGCAACAAAGGAGUGGCUCAAGAAGAAUCACAUUAAGGUCCUGGAGUGGCCUAGCCAGUCUCCAGACCUUAAUCCCAUAGAAAAUCUGUGAAGGGAGCUGAAGGUUCGAGUUGCCAAACGUCAGCCACGAAACCUUAAUGAAUUGGAGAAGAUCUGCAAAGAGUAGUGGGACAAAAUCCCUCCUGAGAUGUGUGCAAACCUGGUGGCCAACUACAAGAAACGUCUGACCUCUGUGAUUGCCAAUAAGGGUUUUGCCACCAAGUACUAAGUCAUGUUUUGCAGAGGGGUCAAAUACUUAUUUCCCUCAUUAAAAUGCAAAUCAAUUUAUAACAUUUUUGACAUGCGUUUUUCUGGAUUUUGUUGUUGUUAUUCUGCCUCUCACUGUUCAAAUAAACCUACCAUUAAAAUUAUAGACUGAUCAUUUCUUUGUCAGUGGGCAAACGUACAAAAUCAGCAGGGGAUAAAAUACUUUUUUCCCUCACUGUAUAUAUAUAUAUAUAUAUAUAUAUAUAUAUAUAUAUAUAAAGAAAAACCCUUGAAUGAGUAGGCGUGUCCACACUUUUGACUGGUACUGUAUAUAUUAUCUCAGCAAAAAAAGAAACGUCCCUUUUUCAGGACCCUGUCUUUCAAAGAUAAUUAUAAAAAAUCCAAAUAACUUCACAGAUCUUCAUUGUAAAGGGUUUAAACACUGUUUCCCAUGCUUGUUCAAUGAACCAUAAACAAUUAAUGAACAUGCACCUGUGGAAUGGUCGUUAAGACACUAACAGCUUACAGACGGUAGGCAAUUAAGGUCACAGUUAUGAAAAAUUAGGACACUAAAGAGGCCUUUCUACUGACUCUGAAAAACACCAAAAGAAAGAUGCCCAGGGUCCCUGCUCAUCUGCGUGAAUGUGCCUUAGGCAUGCUGCAAGGAGGCAUGAGGACUGCAGAUGUGGCCAGGGCAAUACAUUGCAAUGUCCGUACUGUGAGACGCCUAAGACAGUGCUACAGGGAGACAGGAUCAUGUGUAACAACACCUGCACAGGAUCGGUACAUCCGAACAUCACACCUGCGGUAUAGGUACAGGAUGGCAACAACAACUGCCCGAGUUACACCAGGAACGCACAAUCCCUCCAUCAGUGCUCAGAUAAUACUCAGCAAUAGGCUGAGAGAGUCUGGACUGAGGGCUUGUAGGCCUGUUGUAAGGCAGGUCCUCACCAGACAUCACCGGCAACAACGUCGCCUAUGGGCACAAACCCACCGUCGCUGGACCAGACAGGAUUGGCAAAAAGUGCUCUUCACUGACGAGUCGCGGUUUUGUCUCACCAGGGGUGAUGGUCGGAUUUGCGUUUAUUGUCGAAGGAAUGAGCAUUACACCGAGGCCUGUACUCUGGAGCGGGAUCGAUUUGGAGGUGGAGGGUCCAUCAUGGUCUGGGGCGGUGUGUCACAACAUCAUCGGACUGAGCUUGUUGUCAUUGCAGGCAAUCUCAACGCUGUGCGUUACAGGGAAGACAUCCUCCUCCCUCAUGUGGUUCCCUUCCUGCAGGCUCAUCCUGACAUGACCCUCCAGCAUGACAAUACCACCAGCCAUACUGCUCAUUCUGUGUGUGAUUUCCUUCAAGACAGGAAUGUCAGUGUUCUGCCAUGGCCAGCGAAGAGCCUGGAUCUCAAUCCCAUUGAGCACAUCUGGGACCUGUUGGAUCGGAGUGUGAGGGCUAGGGCCAUUCCCCCCAGAAAUGUCCGGGAACUUGCAGGUGCCUUGGUGGAAGAGUGGGGUAACAUCUCACAGCAAGAGCUGGCAAAUCUGGUGCAGUCCAUGAGGAGGAGAUGCACUGCAGUACUUAAUGCAGCUGGUGACCACACUAGAUACUGACUGUUAUUUUUGAUUUUGACCCCACCUUUGUUCAGGGACACAUUAUUCAAUUUCUGUUAGAAUAAUGGUGAAGACAUCAAAACUAUGAAAUAACAGAUAUGGAAUCAUGUAGUAACCAAAAAAGUGUUAAACAAAUCAAAAUAUAUUUAUAAUUGAGAUUCUUCAAUUAGCCACCCUUUGCCUUGGUAUUCUCUCAACCAGCUUUAUGUGGUAGUCACCUGGAAUGCAUUUCAAUUAACAAGUGUGCCUUGUUAAAAGUUAAUGUGUUUGAGCCAAUCAGUUGUGUUGUGACAAGGUAGAUAUUCAGAGUAUACAGAAUAUAGCCUUAUUUGGUAAUAGACCAUAUUAUGGCAAGAACAGCUCAAAUAAGCAAAGAAAAAUGACAGUCCAUCAUUACUUUAAGACAUGAAGGUCAGUCAAUACGGAACAUUUCACAAACUUUAAAAAUGUCUUGAAGUGCAGUCGCAAAAACCAUAAUGCGCUAUGAUGAAACUGGCUCUCAUGAGGACCGCCACACGAAUGGAAGACCCAGAGUUACCUCUGCUGCAGAGGAUAAGUUAAUUAGAGUUACCAGCCUCAGAAAUUGCAUCCCAAAUAAAUGCUUCACAGAGUUCAAGUAACAGACACAUCUCAACAUCAACUGUUCAGAUGAGACUGUGUGAAUCAGGCCUUCAUGGUCGAAUUGCUUUAAAGAAACCACUACUAAAGCAUACCAAUAAGAAGAGGAGACCUGCUUGUGCCAAGAAACAUGAGCAAUGGACAUUAGACCGGUGGAAUUUGUCCUUUGGGUUGGAGUCCAAAUUUGAGAUUUUUGGUUCCAACCGCUGUGUCUUUGUGAGACGCAGAGUAGGUGAACGGAUGAUCUCCGCAUGUGUAUUUCCCACUUUAAAGGAUGGAGGAGGAGGUGUGUUGGUGUGGGGGUGCUUUGCUGGUGACACUGUCUGUGAUUUAUUUUUUAAUUCAAGGCACACUUAACCAGCAUUGCUACCACUGCAUUCUGCAGCGAUAUGCCAUCCCAUCUGGUUUGGGCUUAGUGGGACUAUCAUUUGUUUUUCAACAGGACAAUGACCCAACACUAUUUUACCAAGAAGGAGAGUGAUGGAGUGCUGCAUGAGAUGACCUGGCCACAAUCCCCCGACCUCAACACAAUUGAGAUGGUUUGGGAUGAGUCGGACUGCAGAUUGAAGGAAAAGCAGCCAGCAAGUGCUCUGCAUAUGUGGGAACUCCUUCAAGACUGUUGGAAAAGCAUUCCUCAUGAAGCUGAUUGAGAGAAUGCCAAGAGUGUGCAAAGCUGUCAUCAAGGCAAAGGGUGGCUAUUUGAAGAAUCUCAACUAUAAAAUAUAUUUUGAUUUGUUUAACACUUUUUUGGUUACUACAUGAUUCCAUAUGUGUUAUUUCAUCGUUUUGUUGUCUUCACUAUUAUUCUACAAUGUUCAAAAUAGUAAAAAUAAAGAAAAACCCUUGGAAUGAGUAGGUGUGUCCAAUCUUUUGACUGGUAGUGUAUAUAUACAGUGGUGUAAAAAGUAACCAAUUGUCAGACUUGAGUAAAAGUAAAGAUACCUUAAUAGAAAAUUACUGAAGUAAAAGUGAAUGUCACCCAGUAAAAUACGACUUGAGUAAAAGUCUAAAAGUAUUCGGUUUUAAAUAUACUGAAGUAUCAAAGUAAAUGUAAUUGCUAAACUAUACUUAAGUAUCAAAAGUUAAAGUAUAUAUAAUUUCAAAUUCCUUAUGUUCAGCAAAUGGAGAUGGCACAAUCUUUUUACAUUUUACGGCUAGCAAGGGGCACACUCCAACACUCAGAUAUAAUUUACGAUGAAGCAUUUGUAUUUAGUGAGUCCGCCAGAUCAGAGGCAGUAGAGAUGACCAGGGAUGUUCUCUUGAUAAGUGAAUGAAUUGAACCAUUUUCCUGUCCUGCUAAGCAUUCAAAAUGUAACUUGUGCUUUUGGGUGUCAGGGAAAAUGUAUGGAGUAAAAAGAACAUUUUCUUUAGGAAUGUGGUGAAGUAAAAGUAAAAGUCGUCAAAAAUAUUAAUAGUAAAGUAAAAUACAGAUAUUCCAAAAAACUACUUAAUUAGUAUUUUAAAGUAUUUUUACUUAAGUACUUUACACCACUGUAUGUAUAUAUAUAUAUAUAUAUAUAUAUAUAUAUAUAUAUAUAUUGAUAACUUGAUAAAAUAGACUAGAGACAGGUGUCCCUCAUUUAGGGGCAGCGCUCUCUCUCUGUCUUCUCGUGGUCCGAUUCACACAUGGUACUACUGAUAAAUAAUAAACUUAUUCUAAUUAUUAGUGUUUACAUAGCCCAUUUAAAUCUCACCCAAAGUCUCCAGUCUUUCUAGUGUGAGAGCAAAAAUGACUAGAUGAUGUUAUAAUACUGUUAUUGCAUCAAAUUGUUGUUUUCUGCAAUAGAAUACGGUUCUUAGAACUCUCAUGUGAUAGAUUUACGUUGCCUUUGGUGAUAAAACCUACAGCAUGCAUUCCAUAGAAUGAGUUGGUGUUUGUGUAAUGACGUACAAGGGAGAGAUGGCUCGGGUAUGGAUAAUGAUGAGAGGAAGCUUGUUUUGGGGGCCAAACUCUGGUUUCUGUACAAUAAGUACAGUCUUCACGGCAAAUGCUAUCUGGCUGGGAGAUACUCCUUUCUCAUAUAUCAAGUCUCACCUUGUGACCCAUUCCAUACAUCUGUUAUUUGUCAUGUAGACUAAGAGGGUGUAUCUUUGCUAUAAAAUAUAUUUGUAUUCUUUGUUCGGGGCUCUCAGCCCAACAGUCAAGACUGCUGGGCAGACCAGCCUCGCUUAUUACCUUAUUAAUACGUUUUAAUAAAGUAAUAUCCUGAUUGGUGAUUGACCCUUCUAGUGAGGGUGAUCAGGCCUUACCAGGAAGUCAGAACAGAGGUCAGAGGUCAGUCAGUCCUAUUAAGUGAGUGUUUGUUUUCCUGUACCUCAGACAUUAUUUAAAGAUAUUUCAAACAUUUCAAAAAAAAUUUGUAUCAGGUUUACAUUGGGUUUCUAAUCAAGAGAAUGUAUAUGUGUGCACCCAAAACUCUGACAAUAGAAACUUCAGAAAAUUUAAUUUGUUUACAGUAUCCUAAAACCAAAAUAAAAGCUCCCUUAACAGCUGAAUCCGGGUACCUUUAACUAAGGUACUUAAUGCACUUUAAGGCACUUGCCUUAGGAAGCCUUUCAAAGGGAGAGAUAAAGAAUCAUUGAUAAACAUGUACAAAAAACUUGUUAGCGGACAUUCCAUCAGUUGUAUACAGAAUUAUACUUCAGACACAUCAGAUGAUACAGUGUCCCAUCAAGCUGAAUAGGCACCUUCCAAAGUAAACAAUCCCAGAGCCCCUCUCUUGUAAUCAUUGUCAUUUUGACCUGUUUCAUUGACAUACAGUUCUGUACAAACUGUCCCUAAUUUCGUCACUGUGUCUCUUACAGCCUGUUUGAGUUCAGUGUGUACUGGCGGCUACCUAUUGUUUAUCUCUAACCCAAACAACAGAUGACUUAAACACGAGAGCAGUGGACCAGGCCUUUAAGAGUGAGCAGCCUCUAACUUAAUAUCAGUCCUAAUGCUCAAUCGUCUUCAAAUGACUAAGAUAUUGCAUUAUUAGAAUGCUAUCUGAAAGCCAAUUACCAUUCACUUUGUUACUUUCACUAGUCUCCAUAUCAAACAACAUUCAACUGUUCCCUCUAUUGCAAGGUUUAAAACAAAACAAACAUGAUAACUUUCUCCAAAUUGGAAGGCAUUGUUUUUAUUUUAGUCUACCCUAACUCUAUAUAUUUAUUUCAAAUUUCUGUUGGAUAUUCACUUUCUGCUUCACACUUAUUAAAUGUCUAUUACUUUGCCGAAUUUAUAAAAUACAUCGGUCAAUUCAGAAGGGGAGAGAUAAACAGGUAUUAUAACUGGGCUAGCGCUGCCUGUCAGUCCACUCUCAUUGGAAUGUUCUAUCAUAAGAUUUCUAUGAGACAAAGUAGAGUUAGACCCCCAGUCCUCCCGGGGGAGUGGUUCCAUUUGCCUGCUCACUCAUUGGUUUAAUAUCUCAUCAUUUGGGAUAUCAACAACAACUCCAUCAGCAGUACAAUACAUUGUAGCCUUAAGUUUAGUUAAAAUAAAAUCAUGUUCAACUUCAUUGGUUCUAUUUAUAGUUUUAUUGGUUAGAGGUAAGUCAAGUCCCGUACAAUGCUUUAACCUUAUCAUACCUCAAAUGAUCCAGAAAGGGACCACUCUGAACAUUUCUCAAAAUACUUUUUAAACCACUUACGUACGUCUACGUGUGGGUGUGCAAGUUGUAUAUAUAUAUAUUUUUUUUAUUAUUGUUAAUUCAUCAGAUCUAUAGUAACCCAUUAUACUCAAUAUUAUGUUACUUUAUCUCUAGUAAACCAUUAUACAUUUGUGUUACAUCACACAUUCCUCCUCUACACCAGUGUUCUAUUACAUUUACAUUUACAUUUAAGUCAUUUAGCAGACGCUCUUAUUCAGAGUGACUUACAUUGACCCUGGUUAGACAUUUUCUAAAUGCCACACAAUAGACCUUAAUGAAAACCUUAAUGAUGAAACUGCCACAUACGUUUGGGAUAUUACAACAACCAAGUUACUGCAAGCAAACACUAUUUUUCCCCUUAGACAUCAUUGCACGCACAACCAAAUUGAGGAAUUCCUUCAUAUUAACUACAGCUGUUAUAACCUGAUAUUGAACUACUGGUAAGCACCAUGACAUUUCACAGCCAGUAACUCGGGUUAAGGUAGUAUUUGUAUUUCCUAAUGGCUGAAGCUAGCUGUAAGCUAGUGGCACAGCUCAAUAUGUAGCCUAAUUAUGCAUACUGGUUAGGCAAGGUAGGCUACUACUACAGAACAUACUGACCAAUAAAAUGCAGUAUUAUUGUAGUUCAGUUGUUCUUUUGUGAUAUUGAAGGAUGUGAGAAUGUGUUCAAUAUUAACUCUCGACCUACUGGAGUAAGACCAGUGAAAGGGAUUUCUUCACAGAAGACAUUUCCCCUCAGGUUAGUGGUUAUUUCACAUUUAGAAAUGGUCAUUUACCUUCCCUUCAAUAGAUGCCUGAGGCAUGUAAUGGUAUUCCAAAAUUCCAACUGUUUGAGUCAAUCCUACCCACUAUUUAAUUUAUUGGACAUCAGCCUGAACUGAUUUGCUAUUAGGAAUAUCUUACAAUAUAAUCUCUUGAUAUACAGUGGGGAAAAAAAGUAUUUAGUCAGCCACCAAUUGUGCAAGUUCUCCCACUUAAAAAGAUGAGGGAGGCCUGUAAUUUUCAUCAUAGGUACACGUCAACUAUGAUAGACAAAAUGAGAAAAAAUAUUCCAGAAAAUCACAUUGUAGGAUUUUUAAUGAAUUUAUUUGCAAAUUAUGGUGGAAAAUAAGUAUUUGGUCAAUAUCAAAAGUUUCUCAAUACUUUGUUAUAUACCCUUUGUUGGCAAUGACACAGGUCAAACGUUUUCUGUAAGUCUUCACAAGGUUUUCACACACUGUUGCUGGUAUUUUGGCCCAUUCCUCCAUGCAGAUCUCCUCUAGAGCAGUGAUGUUUUGGGGCUGUCGCUGGGCAACACGGACUUUCAACUCCCUCCAAAUAUUUUCUAUGGGGUUGAGAUCUGGAGACUCCAGGACCUUGAAAUGCUUCUUACGAAGCCACUCCUUCGUUGCCCGGGUGGUGUGUUUGGGAUCAUUGUCAUGCUGAAAGACCCAGCCACGUUUCAUCUUCAAUGCCCUUGCUGAUGGAAGGAGGUUUUCACUCAAAAUCUCACGAUACAUGGCCCCAUUCAUUUUUCCUUUACACGGAUCAGUCGUCCUGGUCCCUUUGCAGAAAAACAGCCCCAAAGUAUGAUGUUUUCACUCCCAUGCUUCACAGUAGGUAUGGUGUUCUUUGGAUGCAACUCAGCAUUCUUUGUCCUCCAAACACGACAAGUUGAGUUUUUACCAAAAAGUUCUAUUUUGGUUUCAUCUGACCAUAUGACUUUCUCCCAAUCCUCUUCUGGAUGCACUCUAGCAAACUUCAGACGGGCCUGGACAUGUACUGGCUUAAGCAGGGGGACACGUCUAGCACUGCAGGAUUUGAGUCCCUGGCGGCGUAGUGUGUUACUGAUGGUAGGCUUUGUUACUUUGGUCCCAGCUCUCUGCAGGUCAUUCACUAGGUCCCCCCUUGUGGUUCUGGGAUUUUUGCUCACCGUUCUUGUGAUCAUUUUGACCCCACGGGGUGAGAUCUUGCGUGGAGCCCCAGAUCGAGGGAGAUUAUCAGUGGUCUUGUAUGUCUUCCAUUUCCUAAUAAUUGCUCCCACAGUUGAUUUAUUCAAAUCAAGCUGCUUACCUAUUGCAGAUUCAGUCUUCCCAGCCUGGUGCAGGUCUACAAUUUUGUUUCUGGUGUCCUUUGACAGCUCUUUGGUCUUGGCCAUAGUGGAGUUUGGAGUGUGACUGUUUGAGGUUGUGGACAGGUGUCUUUUAUACUGAUAACAAGUUCAAACAGGUGCCAUUAAUACAGGUAACGAGUGGAGGACAGAGGAGCCUCUUAAAGAAGAAGUUACUGGUCUGUGAGAGCCAGAAAUCUUGCUUGUUUGUAGGUGACCAAAUACUUAUUUUCCACCAUAAUUUGCAAAUAAAUUCAUUAAAAAUCCUACAAUGUGAUUUUCUGGGAAAAAAAUUCUCAUUUUGUCUGUCAUAUUUGACGUGUACCUAUGCUGAAAAUUACAGGCCUCUCUCAUCUUUUUAAGUGGGAGAACUUGCACAAUUGGUGGCUGACUAAAUACUUUUUUACCCCACUGUAGCUAGGCAUAAGGAAUAUUACAUUUAACAUUCAAAACACCACUACUAGAAAAAGUAGGCUAGUCUCUCAUUCAGCUUUUUCUUUUUUAAAAUAAAAACAGCACAUUUCAGUCAUUAAACCGUGUGAUCAACUGGACAGAGUAAACACUACAUUUCAAUGUCUUGUUCUCUUUAUAAUGUCAUAAUUUCCUCAAAGUUCUGGUGAUCAAGCCUACCAGUAUUUCCAUGAUGUGCUCCAGCUCAUUCAGGUCCCUGAAGCUCUGGUUGAGCAUAUUAUUCAUACAGGGGUUUAGAUAUUUACACUAGUUGUUCUAUUUAACAGCAUAUUCGGGAAUAAUACUCUCUACUUUCAUAUGUCCAUACAGAAUCCCUAUAUAACGUUAUAAAUAUUUAGUUAUUCAUGUCCACAUCGCAGCAAUGAUCACAGCGCAGCAGGCAGCCUGAGAGGUACACGUCUUUCAUAUUGAGGAAAUCAGUUUACGGGGGCUGUUACCCUCUCAAAUAUUUAAAUGGCUUCUCCUGUCAGUACUCACUACCUAUAGAUCGAAGGGCAGUGGUGGACAGAACCGCUAGAUAACGUUAUAGAUCGAAAAACUCAGCUCACACAGAACUGGUUGGGGUAUCCAUUCUUUCACGCACUCAGUAAUCCUUUUUAACACAGGAGAUAGUCCCCUGACAGCUUUUAAUCACUCAGUAAUUUAUAGCUACAUUUCUAUCUUACUAUCCAUUUUUCAAUCAGCUUUUUAUCCAUAUUUCAAUGUUGUUAUCCAAAUUUCAAUCAGUUUAAUAUCCACAUUUCAAUCUUAAUAGUAUUAAUUUCAGUGAAUUUAUUAUCCAAAUUUCAAUCUUAUUAUCCAAUUUUCUAUCAGUGUCAUAUCUCACAAUCACACAACUUUCACAUCCACGUUCACUUAGUACUAUUCCCAAACAAACUCUGUAAUCUCCCUUAUUACCCCAUGUGCAUCUUCAACGAUUAUCUUGUCGUUACUUGCUAUGCACCAUAUGUACACUGCUAUACAUAUAAAUAACACCCCGUAUUCAAAAAUACCUUGUGUUAUUUGUAGUGGCUGCAGACCACGUAGAUAUUUCUUAUAAAUGCCUACAGACAGCUGUCAGUGGGGCUUUCCAUGGUACCAUUACACCCUCGCUCUAGUCUUCUCAUAAAACGCAUGAAUAGCCUUCUCUCUAUAAGACUAUGGGUACCUUUUUAUGCGUUACUCGCUUUGAUAAAAAAAUGUAUCAUUAUUUUUUAUUCUAUACAGAUUCAUUUAAAUUGACUUACUGAAAUCAGUUGCCGUCCCUCAAUUGUUAGCGGAUGAUGUGUCUGCUCCUGGGUAGAUCACAGUAAGGAUUCUGGGCGGGUCUCGUCCUCUUUUGGUCAGAUGGAAAUUUCCCUCAAGCUUCAUAAAAUGCGCCGCCGGUUUUCCUCACAGACCCCCACUGGAAAGCUCCGCAGGCAGAAUCAAUCGUCUUAUUCGUGACGCCAAAUUGUUGCGGAACCAAGGAAUGUUUAUGACACCAAAGAUAAGAUGCAAGAACAACUCAAAUAAGCAAAGAGAAACGACAGUCCAUCAUUACUUUAAGACAUGAAGGUCAGUCAAUCUGGAACAUUUCAAGAACUUUGAAAGUUUCUUCAAGUGCAGUCGCAAAAACCAUUAAGCGCUAUGAUGAAAAUGGCUCUCAUGAGGACCGCCACAGGAAAGGAAGACCCAAAGUUACCUCUGCUGCAGAGGAUAAGUUCCUUUUAAAUGCUUCACAGACUUCAAGUAACAGACACAUCUCAACAUCAACUGUUCAGAGAAGACUGCGUGAAUCAGGCAUUCAUGGUUGAAUUGCUGCUAAGAAACCACUCUAAAGGACACCAAUAAGAAGAAGAGACUUGCUUGGACAUUAGACCGGUGGAAAUCUGUCCUUUGGUCUGAUGAGUCAAAAUUUGAGAUCUUUGGUUCCAACCACUUUGUCUUUGUGAGACGCAGAGUAGGUGAACGGAUGAUCUCUGCAUGUGUGGUUCCCACUGUGAAGCAUGGAGGAGGAGGUGUUAAGGUGUGGGGGUGCUUUGCUGGUGACACUGUAAGUGAUUUAUUUAGAAUUCAAAGCACACUUAACCAGCAUGGCUACCACAGCAUUCUGCAGCGAUACGCCAUCCCAUCUCAUUUGCGCUUAGUGGGACUAUCAUUAGUUUUUCAACAGGACAAUGACCCAAAACACAAUUCCAGGCCGUGUAAGGGCUAUUUUACCAAGAAGGAGAGUGAUGGAGUGCUGCAUCAGAUGACCUGGCUUCCACAAUCACCCAACCGCAAGCCAAUUGAGAUGGUUUGGGAUGAGUUGGACCGCAGAGUGAAGGAAAAGCAGCCAACAAGUGCUCAGCAUUUGUGGGAACUCCUUCAAGACUGUUGGAAAAGCAUUCCUCAUGAAGCUGGUUGAGAGAAUUUCAAGAGUGUGCAAAGCUGUUAUCAAGGCAAAGGGUGGCUACUUUGAAGAAUCUAAAAUCUAAAAUAUAUUUUGAUUUGUUUAACACUUUUUUGGUUACUACAUGAUUCCAUAUGUGUUAUUUCGUUGUUUUGAUGUCUUCACUAUUAUUCUUGUCACGGUUUCGGCCGAGGCUGCUCCUCCUCCUGGUUCGGGCAGGCUUCGGCGUUCGCCGUCCCCGGAGUAUUAGCUGCCACCGCUCUAUGUUUCUGUGUUUGAUUGCUUUUGUCUGUCUGUCACACCUGUGUCUGUUUAAGUGUGGAUUAUGUGUCUUAUAAGUUCCUUGUUUUGCUCUAUGGUAACUGUGUGUUGUUAUUUUCCGUUGCCACUUUGUAGAUGAUGCGUGUUUGUUUUCCGUGUCAUUUUUCCUUGUUUAGUGUUUUACGCGUGUGCGUAAUUAUCCCUCGCCACUUCGUGUUAUCGAGGUCGGGGUUUGUAAUCUUGCUUUUGAGACUAUUAAAAGUCUUGUUGGACUAACCUCUGCUUCCUGCGCUUGACUCCUCCACCACAUCCACGAUGGUUUAUGACAGAACAACACACCAUUAUGGAGUCAGCAGGAUCAGCGGCGGCACCCGAAUCCCUGCUGGAUCGGAUCAAUUUCCAGGACGCCAUGAUCCAGCAACUCGGGACCGUCAUGGACGAGGUGUCCAACGCCCUGCGCCGAUUGGUGAACUCUGAGGUGGCCAAGGACCCUUACAACAUUGCAUCACCAACGGCCAGUCCUCCUCUCUCAGUACCGGAACCCAGUGGCAUUCGGCUCUCACUCCCGAGGGCAUAUGACGGCUCUGCAGCCGGGUUUCAGGGAUUCCUCCUGCAGGUAGAACUGUACCUUGCCACUAUACACCCGGCGCCCUCGGGAUACGAGAGCGUCUCCGCCCUCAUCUCCUGUCUCUCCGGCAAGGCGUUGGAAUGAGCCAACGCCGAAUGGAGGGGAAUAGACGCCGCUACGAUCACCUACGCGGAGUUCUCCCGCCGCUUCAGGGCUGUCUUCGAUCAUCCCCCUGAGGGGAAAGCGGCGGGAGAGCGUCUAUUCCACCUCCGACAGGGGAAGAGGAGCGCACAGGAGUUCGCACUGGAGUUCCGGACACUAGCGGCGGAUGCGGGGUGGAAUGAGAGGGCCCUCAUCGACCAGUACCGAUGUAGUCUACGAGAGGACGUUCGUAGGGAGCUGGCCUGCAGGGAUACCAACCUGUCGUUUGACCAGUUGGUGGACAUUUCCAUCCGUCUGGAUACCCUGCUGGCUACCCGCGGACGUCCCGAGUGGGGGUCGUCCAGUCCACCCUCUAGCACCCCCGAGCCGAUUCCCAUGGAGCUAGGGGGUGCUGGCGCUAGAGAGAGGAGGAGAGGGAACCCGAGGGGGGCCAUCCCCUGCACCACCUGCGGUCGUGGAGGACACACUGCGGCCAGGUGCUGGGGAGGGUCUCCUGGUAGAGGUGACAACAGGCCACGCACUGGGGAGUCAUUUCAGGUGAGUAGGCGCCCCACUCACCCAGAGCUCUCUGUUGGUCACAUGAGUAUUCCUGUGAGGUUUCCACAGGUGGCACCUCAUUCCCAGCAUAAGGCGCUAGUAGAUUCAGGCGCAGCUGGGAACUUUAUUGAUCGAGCAUUUUGUGCUAGGUUAGGAAUUCCCCUUCGGCCGGUAGAAGUUCCAUUCCCUGUCCACGCAUUAGACAGCCGGCCGUUGGGGUCGGGUCUGAUCAGGGAUGUCACAGCACCACUGACGAUGACGACGCAGGGGGGUCAUGAGGAAAUCAUUCAGUUCUAUCUGAUUGACUCUCCUGCGUACCCAGUGGUGUUGGGCCUUCCCUGGUUAAGCACCCAUGAUCCUACCAUAGCAUGGCAACAGAGGGCUCUUAUGGAGUGGUCUGCCCAGUGUGUAGGGAGAUGUCUAGGUGUUUCCAUAGGUGCGACCUCGGUAGAGAGUCCGAACCAAGGGCCCGCACUGCGCAUUCCCCCCGAGUAUGAGGAUUUAGCACUCGUGUUUUAACAAAUCGAGGGCAGCACGGCUACCUCCUCAUAGACAGGGGGACUGUGCGAUAAAUCUCCAGACCGGAGCGGCUCUUCCCCGGAGUCAUGUGUAUCCCCUGUCUCAAGAGGAAACUGCGGCUAUGGAGACAUACAUAACCGAGUCCUUGGCACAGGGAUACAUACGGUUCUCUACUUCCCCAGUCUCCUCGAGUUUCUUCUUUGUGAAGAAGAAGGACGGGGGAUUGCGCCCGUGUAUUGAUUAUCGUAGUCUCAAUCAGAUCACAGUUAAAUACAGCUACCCACUUCCACUGAUUGCGACGAUGACGGAGUCAUUACGUGGAGCGCGGUUCUUUCAGUUGGUUUACAAAGUUGGAUCUCAGGAGCGCGUACAAUCUGGUGCGCAUUAGGGAGGGGGGAUGAAUGGAAGACAGCAUUUAGCACCACCUCGGGUCAUUACGAGUAUCUCGUCAUGCCAUACGGUUUAAUGAAUGCUCCUUCAGUCUUCCAAUCCUUUGUUGACGAAAUUUUCCGGGACAUGCAUGGGCAGGGAGUAGUAGUGUACAUUGACGACAUCCUAGUGUACUCUGCUACUCGAGCCGAGCAUGUAGCCCAGGUACGCCGAGCGUUGAGUCGAAUGUUGGAGCAUGACUUGUAUGUCAAGGCAGAGAAAUGCCUGUUCUUCCAGGAGUCCGUCUCCUUUUUGGGUUAUCGGUUGUCCGCGUCUGGUGUGGAGAUAGAGGUAGACCGGGUAUCGGCCGUGCGUAAUUGGCAAACUCCAACCACUGUAAAAGAGGUGCAGCAGUUCUUGGGUUUUGCUAAUUACUACCGGAGGUUUAUUCGGGGUUUUGGACAGGUUUGCAGCUCCCAUUACGUCCCUGCUAAAGGGGGGUCCGGUCGCUUGCAGUGGUCGGCUGAGGCGGACAGGGCAUUUGUCAAACUUAAGAACCUGUUCACCUCCCUGUGCUGGCGCAUCCGGAUCCCUCUUUACCAUUCCAGGUUGAGGUAGACGCGUCCGAGACUGGUAUUGGGGCAGUUCUAUCACAACGGUCCGGCACGCCACCUAAACUCCGCCCCUGUGCGUUCUACUCCAAGAAGCUCAGCGCGGCGGAGAGUAACUAUGAUGUCAGGGACAGGGAGCUGUUAGCCGUAGUCCAGGCCCUAAAGGUGUGGAUGGCAUUGGCUUGAGGGGGCUCAAUCCCUCUUUUCCCCCAGGUUUUGGGCGCUUUGGAAACCCUUUGGGGGGGGGAAAAGGGGGAAAAUUUUUCCCCGGUGGGGGCCCCCUAAAAAAUUUGGGGCCUCGAACCGGCCCGGGGGAGGAAAAAAAUUUUCGGGCAGGGAGCUUGCCAGGGACCCCAAAGGGUUCCCCCUUCCCAGGGGGUAAACCCCCUUUUUUUUUGGGGGUCCCUUUUAACCCCCCGUUCUCCCCCUUUAAAUUUUCCCUCCAGGGUAAAAACUGCCUAACCCGGGUUUUUUUUUGCAAUAAUUGGGUCCCCCCAGGGAAAGGAAAAAAUUCCCGAGGGGAGGGGUCCCCCGACCCUUUUUCUCGGGUUUUUGGGGCCCCGGGGUUGGGAGGUGAAAAAAGGGAAAAGAAAGGGGAAAUUUUUUCCACCCUUUUUCCCCCCCCCGAGGUUUCCUGGGGGGCCAAAGUUCCCCCUCUUUUUUAAAAACCCCCUUUUAUUUGGGGAAAUCACCCCCCCCGGAAACCGGUGGCGGGCGCAGCCCCCUGGUCGGGGGGCCCGUUAGGGGGUGUGGGGUUUUGUUUUUUUCCCGCUCGGGGGGUGGCGUGGGGCCCCCCAGGCAUUUCCCCAAAACUACCCCCGCCCGUUCCCCCGCAUGGACCUUGGUGGUUUCUCCCAACCCCCCCCCCCUCCCAGGGGAAUCCCCUUUUUUGGGGUUUCUUUUUCCGGGGUGCAUUCCAAGGGCUCCUAAAAUUUUAAAAACCCUAGGCCUUUUCACCUGUUUUUGGCCACUGGGGGGGGCCCCGGGUAGGGCCUUUCCCCUUUUCUCCAGGUUUGGGGGGGGGGUUUUGGGAAAAUGGGGGGCGGAAGUUCCUGGGGGCCCCCAAAGGGGGGGGAAACGGGGAACUUUUCCCAGGGAAUGGGGGGUUUUUUUGCGGUUUUCCGGGACCGGGGCCCGGGGGGGUUGGGGGUUUUUCCCGGGGGGGGGGGGCCCCCCCGGGGGGCCCCCCCCUUUUUUUCCCCUUUUCCCCCCCCCCCCGGGGGUUUUUUGGGGUUUUUCCCCAAAAAAAAAAAAAUUUUUAAAAAGUUGGGGUUUUUUUUUUUUUUUUUUUUUUUGGGGAUUUUUGGGGGGUUUUUUUUUUUUCCCCUUUUUUUUUUUUUUUAAUUUUGGAAUUUUUAAAAAAAUUUUGGGGGGGGGUUUUUUUUUUAAAAAAAUUUUUUUUGGGGGAAAAUUUUUUUGGUUUUUUAAAAAAGGUUUUUUUUAAAAAAAUUUUUUUUGGAAAAAAAAAAAAAAGGGGGAAAAAGGGGGGGGGAAAAAAUUUUUUUUGGGGUUUUUUUUAAAUUUGGGGUAAAAAAAGGGGCCUUUAAAAAAAAAUUUUGGGGUUUUUUGGGUUUUAGGGUUGGUUUUAAAGGGGGUUUUUUUUUAAAAAAUUUUUUUUAAAGGGGGGGGGAAAAAAUUUUUUUUUAAAAAAAAAAGGGGGGGUUUUUUGGUUUUUUAAAAAAAAAUUUUUUGGGUUUGGGGGGGGUUUUUUGGGGGGGGGGGUUUUAAAAAAUUUUUGGGCCCUGGGUGGGUGGCCCCAGGGGGGAGACCCAACGGGGGGGCGAAAAUCCCAAAAUUUCCCCCCCCUUGAUGAUUUUCACCAGGGCACCCCAAAAGCGCCCGGGUCCGCGUCCUCCGGGCCCGCCCCCGAGGGGGGUCGGCCGGGGCUGGUGCCGCCGUAAAGGGGGGGGGUACUUCACUUUCCCCGGCUCCUCCCCCCCUUUCCCGCUUCCGUUCGGCCCCCGGGGAUAUUAGCUGCCCCCGUUUUAUUUUCUGUUUUUGAUUGCUUUGUCUGCGUCACCCCUGGUCUGUUUGAGUGUUGAUUAUGUGUCUUUAAAGUUUUUUUUUGCCUUUGGGGAAAUUUGUGGUUGUUAUUUUCCGUUGCCACUUUGUAGAUAUGGUGUUUUUUUUCCGUGUCAUUUUUCUUUUUUGUGUUUUACCGUGUGCGAAUUAUCCCCCCACUUGUUUUAUCGAGGCGGGGUUUGAAAUUUUUUUUUAACUUUUAAAAAGUUUGUGGACAACCCUUCUUCCCCCUUUGACUCCUCCACCACCCCACGACGGUUUAUAAAAUCUACAAUGUAGAAAAUAGUACAAUAAAAAAAACCCGGGAAUUAGUAGGUUUCCCAACUUUCAUGGUACUGAAAAAUUUUAUUAAAUCAUGAAAAAAAAACCAACCUAUCCCAAAAUGGAAAAAAAGGGAUUUUUAACGUUCUCCUUGUGCCUUGGGUUUGGGGGUUAAAAAUAUUAUCAGCUGGUUUGGUUGGGGUUAGGCAUAAUUUUAUCAGCGGGUUGGGUUGGGCAAAUUUACAGUGUUUUUUGGGUUGGGUUAGGCAUAAUUUAUCGUGUGGUUUGGUGGGGUUUUAUGAAUAAUAUUUUCAUGGGGUUUUAGGUUGGGUUGGGCAUAUUUUAUCGUGGGGUUUUUAGGUUAGGGUUAGGCAUAAUAUUUCAGUUUGGUGUAGGUUGGGGUUUUGCAUAAUUUUUCAUGUGGUUUAGGUUGGUUUUUGGCAUAAUUUUCAUGGGGUUAGGGUUAGUUGGCAUAAUUUUAAGUGUGGUUUGGGUUGGGUUAGGCAUAAUAUUACGGGUGUUUUUGGUUAGGAUUAGGAAAAAUAUUAUAGUGUUUAGGUUAGGGUUAGGCAAAUAUUAAAGUGGGGUUUGGUUGGGGUUUGGCAAAUUUAUCAGUGUGUUAGGUUAGGCUAAUUAUCAGGUGGUUUAGGUUGGGGGUUAGGAAAUAUUUUCAGUGUGGUUUAGGUUAGGGUUGGUGAAAUUAUCAGUGUGGUUUGGGUUGGGGUUGGGAUAAUAUUAUAGUGUCGUUGGGGUUGGUUUUGGGCAUAAAUUACCCGUGUGGUUUUAGGUUAGGUUGGGCAUAAUAUUUCAUUUUGGUUAGGUUGGGUUUUUGGGGCAAAAUUUUUCAGUGUUUUUUGUUUGGGUUGGCAAAAUAUUACCAGUGGGUUUGGGUUUGGGUUAGGCAAAUUUUAUCAGUGUGGUUUAGGUUAGGAUUAAGCAUAAUAUUAUCGGGGGUUUUUAGGUGGGUUAGGCAUAAUAUUAUCAGGUGGUUUGGGUUUUAGGGUUAGGCAAAAAAUAUCAGUGGGGUUUUGGGGGUUAGGGUUAGUCAUAAUUUAAGUGGGGUUUUUGGUUUGGGUUUUAGGCAAAUAUUUUCAUUGGGGUUAUUUGGGUUAGGCAUAAAAUUUUCAUGGGGUUUUUAGGUUGGGGUUUAGGCAAAAUAAUCAUGGGGUUAAAAGGUUGGGGUUGGCAAAAUUUUAUCAGUGUGGUUUGGGUUUGGGGUUUAGGCAAAUAUUUAUCAGUGGGGUUUGGGUUUAAAAGGUUUAAAAUACUAUUCAGUGGGGUUUAGGUUGGGGUUGGGGCAAAAUAUUAUAUGGGGUUUGGGUUUGGGGGUUACAAAAUUAUCAGGGGUUUAGGUUGGGGUUUAGCAAAUUUAUAUGGGGUUUUUAGGUUUAGGGUUUGGCAAUUUUAUCAUGGGUUAUUUUGGGGUUGGCAUAAUAUUCAUGUGGUUUGGGUUUUGGGGGGGCUAAUAUUUUCAGUGUUUUUGGGUUUAGGUUGGGGGUGUAA